GCGGAGAGGAGUUGUGCGAGAUUUCAGUCCAGCCUCCAGCCACGCGUGUACAGAGUUGUGUCGUGAGCGGACCCAAACAGACGAACCGUACUGACCUGUUGUGAAGAAUGUGACAGUACAUUUACAGAAUCUUAUUUUUUGAAACUCAUCGGAUCUUUGGUACAUUUCCCUGUCUUUGUUUGUGCUAAAGAAGUCAUGGAGCCGAUAACAAAGUGGACGCCGAAGCAAGUUUUCGACUGGAUGAAAGGUAAGUCCGGGGGAGCAUUUUGUGUGUUUAGUUUAUAAAGUUUUCUAACAGAAGGAAAAGUCUAUUAAUGACAGUCUCUUUUCUGAAGUUGUUGCGCCCGCACUUUGACUCGCAGCUCAGUUAUCCCGGGUUAGUUUCGUAGAAACUGCUCCUGUGUGUCAACAUACCUCCGCUGCAGCGCUGAACAAUAGGACUGCAUUUCUUUCCUCUCACUGAACAGAUGUUAAGAAGUUAAGCUAUUUAAUUUACUCGAGCUGAUGGAAAGCCGCUCUUUGAUUCACGUGCUGGACUGCAGCUUAACCAACUUUUGAAUGAUCUUACUUACUUGGUGUGACAGGGAGCAGGUUGGCUUUAUGGCAAUAUCCAAUUAGAGGCGAACGGAAUGGACCUUUACUUUUAAGUUUAAAAAAUAAAGAAGCUUUCUAACCCCUGAGUGACUACUUUUACAAAUCCAUGCACUGAAUCAUUGUACACUUUAAUUGAUACUGAUGUGUGACCAGUCUGAUGUAAAGUACAUGUUUAAAAUCACUGUUUAUUUUAAAUAUUUUGGGGCCCUAUCAAUCAUUUCAGUGCUUUGUUCUGACACCAAUAAAAAACCUUGCCUAUUUCAGACACUGAGAGGAAUUCUCGCUAUGGUAAUGCCAUCAUUAACUUAGAAUCAGUCACAGCGUUGGUAUUUCCACUGAGGGACGCCAAGUGGUAUGUCAACUAUGAAUGGAACAUUCAGCCUGCUAUCAUUCCCAACACUUAAAAAGUAAAGUGUGUGUAUGUAAGAGUCACAGGCUGUUCAUAUUGUCGGAUAUGAGGCGAAGUUGUUUACCUUUGCUUUCCACAUGAUUUGGAAGCUUCCUUUGGCAAUGUAUGACUUUUUUUAUUUUUCAUUUUACCACAUUUCAGAUCCAGGGACAAGCUGUUUUCAAAGUGAUGUGGCUCUGUAGUUACUGCUGAUUGAGGCAUGCCUGCCAUAGCACAUUCAUAGUUGGAAGCUAAAGGGGAUUGUGGGGUUUAGUUUUUAGUGUGUCCAGUGAAAAGGGCCCAGCCAGGGCACGCAUGGAUGGAGGAUUAGUUGUCUACACAGGCCCCCUUGCUGUCAGUCUUGUACAAAUCUGACUCAGCGGUUGUCUCUGUAGGUCUUAACAAGUGGAUUUGCAGACCUCCCGACAGACAUGGUUGAACUGAACUGACUGACUGCAAUGACAAUGAAAACAGGCCAUUCAUGGGAAGACUUUAGAGAACCUUUUCACAUAAAAAACGUGCACAGGCAAGGAAUGACAGCAAACAUCAGGUCAUCUAUUUAUUGUUUGACAGCAUUGACAACAUAUGAUGAAGCCUUUUGAAGUUAUUUACAAAUCGAACUUCUCUCAAUGUGGUUUUACCGGGCUAAAUAGAAAUUUGAUUGCUCAGAGAUUGUAUUUUAACAAGGUUUAGACAAACAUAACUUAGACUGAAUUGGAUCGGCCUUUUUGUGAUAAGAGAGACAAACUUUCUCCAGAUCCCUGAUUUGUUUAGUCUCCACAAACUGAUUGUGGUCUGAGUAAUCCCAGGAUGGAACUUAAUCCAAACUCAAAAUAAUUAUUUUUGUCCUUAACAGACUGAAUAUGGUUUCUGUCUCAUUAUCAGUCUAUGCCCCGCAAUUGUGUUGCAUAUCCUUUUUUUUAAAGAGCAGUAAAGUACUAGAAAGUAGCCAAGGGAGGGCUUGAAGUUGUCAACAGUGUUCAUGCAAAGUUAAAUGUCCGAUUCCUAAUGCUUUACAUCAAGUUACUACAGUACAACCACUGCCUGUGUAAUUCUUCUCUGUAAAAGACAACCAGCAAGAAUAGGGUCAUAGCCCUAUGUUGGCCUGUUCACACUGGUUACAAGCACAAAUGUUUCCAAAGUUGUUGCACCUGUGUGACAAGUCAAAAUUUCUCCCAAAAAGCACCUUUAGAGAGCCUUUGCUCCCCUUUCCUUCAGGUUGUUGUCCUCAGAAAAAGACAGGGACUGUUUUGUGUAUUGAAGCAGUUGUUAAUGACUUGUAUUGUUAAAUGAGAUCAAGCAGUGGUUGGUGGCUGUUUAUUGCCAGUGAAAGGGCAUUUGGUUCUUUCAGUUUAAACACUGUUGUGUUUUGUUUGGGGACUACAGAUGCCCUGAGGUGCAUUUCCUUCCCCUACAAGCUCUGAUCUUCCAGCUGGGCCUUGUUUCACGUGAUUGGUAUUCCAUACAUCAUGUGGGGGACUGCUUAUUGUGGGGGAUCCGUGCAUUUUUCUCACAACAGCACUGAUGUCCCAGUAUAGUGUCCUUUAAACCCCUGAAUUCUCUCCUUGUCUGGUUGAACACUUUCAAACUAAAUUAUGGUUGAAUUGAAGAACUUUAUCCGGCAGUGAUAACUUAGUGACCUACAUGUCCAUGUUAGCAAAGUCAAAAGAUUAAGUCAUAUGCUGCCAAAUAUAGUCCGGAAUCCACAUAGGCAAACCCUCAGCUGACAGGGGUUGGCACUGUUCAAGGAUGUUUUGCUUUCACUCAGCUGAAUAUUUCCUCAUUUUCUAGACAUAGUUUUGUUUUUCAUUCUGGUCUACUCUGUAGUUAUUUCAACAAAGACGGUUAACAAGGAAUCCCAGAAAUGCAAACCUGUCCUGCACUGCUACUGUCUUACUGAGCGGUUUCCUCCAAAUCUUAAACAAAUGCUGCAAUUCAGUCCACACUGACUGUCCCCAAGUUCUAUACUUAAAUACUGGCUUAUCAUAUUUUGCAGUUGUGGAUCUGUGCAUAUAUUUACCGUGUGUAUUUGAACGAUGGGUGUAUUUUGAGGAAGAAUUAUGCUCUUGAAGUGACCUGCAUUAAUCUCACACCAUUCACAGAUCCAAAAAAGCCCACUGGGUCACACAUCUAUUCAUGGACUGGCUCUAUUUGCUUAUCGGUGAUGGCAAUACAGUGUCACAUAAGUGCUUGAGUGGGAACAUUUCCCUUAGCCAGAUCUCUGAUUUGAAUGUUCAAAUGUAGGUGAAAACAUUUUUUUAUAACCAUUGUUUUGAUGUCAUGUGUAUGGAAAUACAGGAAUAGCAUCAAAGGUGUGCGGCCCUAGCAUUGUUUUGAAAUAGCACCACAGUGCCAAGAUGGUAAUUGGUCCGUUAGAGAUUUGGCACAGAUGUGCGUAAUGUGCUUUUGUCUUUGAACAAGUGUGUGCUAGAAAAAAUAACGUCCUUAUAACUGAGUCAACACAUGCUAAAUGACUCUACUUAUGGAUGCCCCCAGCAAUCUUAUCUUGGGAGCUGAUAGUGAGGUGUGGGCAAUGAUGGCCCGUGAUCCUUAUCAAGCUGAAACAGAGACUUCCUUAACUGGAGUGUGAACAGACGUUGUGCAGACACCUCACUGUAAUUAAGGCUCUUGCCACCUCUUCCCACCUCUACCACAGGCUGCAUUAAUCUAUUUUAACUAACCUGUGGUUGUAGACUGUAAAUAUCCUAACAUGAGACGAACAGAAAUCUGUAUGCCCCAGAAAGUGGCCAGUUUACAGGACAUCAUCACUCAGUCAAAAGCCAUUCUUUCUUUGCCCCCUAUUAGAAGGAAAAAAUCCUGUUUUUGUCAGUCAUUUAGCUUUUGAAAUCUACCUAUUGUGUCCAGUUGAUUAAGCUGAUAACCAUGUUACCUUUCCAUAGAAAUGGCCUUUAGAGUUCAGGAGAAGUGCUGUAAGAGGAUUCCCCCCUGGGAAGAGGCAACUGAAAGGGAUUGGUGUGGUUUGGUUCCAUGGCCUGUUUCUCACACAGCCUGGAGUCCAAGCCUCAUAGCCUUGGGAGCUGUACCAUAUGGAGACUCCUGGAGAAAUCAUCAAUAGUUUAUGUUCUAAUCUAUUGAUGAGGAGACAAAAACAAACCAAGGUGUAUGUUUUAAUCUUUUUAAGAAGUCUUCACAUUGUGCUUGAGAGUUGCCACCCACUUCAACCCUUAAGAUAUUCUCAAGCUCCAGCUUUGAGAAAGUGAUUGGCUAGUACUGGCUCUAGUGAUCUGUUAUGCGAGAGCUUCACUGACUGGGGUGAGGAUUUUAUUUAGUAAUCCAAAAUCAGUUUGCAUUUUCGUGUAUUUCUGACUGCUCCUCUCUCAGUGGAAGGACAGAAGACCAAGUGUCCCCCUGUAUGCCUGCCAACCUGCAUUAGACCAGUUUGCUUUUCAUUCAAAUCUAAAAUGUGCAUUGCAAAUCUCCUGGAUGAUCUCAGCUUAGCAGGACCUGCAAGCUAUUUGGCUGUGCUCCCAAAGAGCCUUGACUCGUGAGGUGCCAGACUUAAGCCAUGGGAAUAAAAGCUCAAACCUUAGGUGGCACAGCAGCAAUGACAAACAUGGAUCACAUGCCGACUGACCUCUUCUGCAGUGAUGUCAAGUACAUGUCCUUGGUUGCUCUCACUGGAUUAUUGUGCCUGAGGGCUCACUCGCACAGUCAUGCAAUUGAAUUUUUGCCCAUAUAUUAGUCUGAUAUUGCUUGAUCUUGUAUGUUUCUUAUGCUCCCUUCAUUUUUGCAGGCUGAAUCAUCCUUACUGGGGACAAAUCAAGUUCUUUAAUCUUGAGCUUUGCGUGUAUGAUGAUUCAAACUAGUGCAGAGGAAAAAAAGCAGUCAGUGGCAUUGCUGGCAGUGCAAUCCAAGCUCCGCUAAUACAUUCAUGCUCAAAUAACCUCAAAACAUGACUGGAAUUCUGUGUUUAUCCUACAAUACCAAACCAAACCAGCAUUGCUGCCAACAGGCUACCAGAACAGGUCACCCACCCUUUUUGUUAAAUUGAGGGCCACCAGUUGCUUUCAGCAGAUCUAAAACAGUAAACAACGUCGAGUUGUCAUACUGUUAUACUGGAGUGACCUAUAUUGCCAAUGUGAUUAUGGAGAGAUCUUUAGUUUUACAAACUGCUACCUAGUUUUGUUAAGAGAUGUGACAUUCACAAACAAGUCAGUUGUUUUAACGGCUCUUUUGGUUAACGAUGAGAACCGGUUCAAGGUGACAAGCCAGUCGUUUGCGAGCCGUUCUCAUAUGCAAAUUGCCCAUGCUGCCUUCACAUGUCACCGAAGUGAACCAAACACCAGGUAGUUAUCAGUUAUCUGUAGCCUGCAUAGUUUUUUUUAUGCACCACAAAGUUUUUUAGGUGAGGGAAAAAUUCAAAAUAGUGAUCUCACUGUCAAAGCAUGGGGAUAUGGCACCACCUUAGGCAAUGUUUACAAUGAAAACACAAGCCGAAUGAAAUAAAGAUCAAAUGUUUCAGAAUAAUCCCCACCCAAGUGUACCCGUGGUUGACUUCUAUAUAUAUAUAUAUAUAUAUAUAUAUAUAUAUAUAUAUAUAUAUAUAUAUAUAUAGUCUUUUGAACGGCUCUUUGAAAAGAAUGACUCCUCAAGAUUCGGCUCCUUUCAAAGAGCCAUAAAUCCCAUCUCUACUUUUGGUUCAGGCACUUGAACAGGAGCCAGAUCAGCGCUUGUUCAGAACAUGUUCAGACUAGUCCAGAUUCCCCCAGUUUUCCACACUGACUGACUGAUUUGUUGUCAAUCACAGUGUAAUUUACUUACAUGAAAUACAGUCUUACUUAAGAGAAUGCCCUGACCUCAUUUUUGCAGUCUGUUCAAUUUAUAUUUGCAUGAGAGCAAUCUGAAGGUAGCACAUCAGGAAUUCAUGUUAUUAUUGUAUUUAGACCUGAGUGCAUGUGCUCUUGUUUUGACUUGCUGUGACGUGUCUUGGUGUGUCAACUCUGGUUCUCAUCCUAGUGCUGAUAGAAAGACAGCUCUGAUGGGUAAACCUUUGUUUUGUCAGCAUUGACAAUGUAUUGAUGAGCCCAGAGAUGUGUUAUAAGCACGCCAUCAUGAACCCUGAAUAGACGGGAACAUUUGUUUGUUCUAACCAGGAGACUAAAGAACACCUGUCUGUCUUGGUGAAAAUUUAACCGUAUUGUCAUGAAGCUGUACAACACAAAAGUGCAUAUGGAGAACUCAUAAUGCUGAUAUAUAAACGCAACUAUGCCAAUCAAUCAGAUUUGCUUCAAAAAGAUGAAACUUCACCAAGAAGGUUUGCAUAAAAUCCCACCAGCUCAGAGCAGUGAUACAAUGUACACCAUGUUUUCCAGAAACCUGCUUUUAAAAAUCUUAUUUCUUUUUUGUUCCUCACCAGUUAAAAUGUACAUGUCAAUAAUGUAUCAGCAAACAGGUCAAACGUGAAAGAUCCAGCCUUUUCAUUUUGGAGCCUGUUUUGAAAUGCCUUAACCUACUGAACCAAAUAAGAUGUUGUGUUUACUCAAAGCUCUCAGCGAAGUCAUAGUGAAUUUGUUUGAGCAGGGAGUGGUGCCUCCUCUUUGAGGCUUCUCCAGACCAAACGAAACAAUCAUGGGAGAUUCUCAUGAUCCUGUCUUUUGUUCCUGUUGCUGCAGCCACCUGGGAAAAAAUUCUCUCAAAUGCCCUCCGGCUUUGUUUGUAUGUGGCUACCUUUCUAGUGGUCAGUGCAUUUAUCAUUUAUAGACUGUUCCUUUGACAACUGGCCACAAAAGUGAGGGAGACCCACAACAGGUGCCAUCAAGAGCACAAACAAACCUCACCUGCAAAUAGGCGGAGUCUGUUUUUCCUCAUGUGCAGCUUUGUGUGUUUCAUCACUGGAUUAGUGCAUGAAUACAAUUUCAAGAGACUCAUCCUGAAACACUAAAGACAGAGAGAAUCAGAGUUACCAAACAUUCACACUCAACACGCAGCGUGUGAAUGUGUAUCUAAACAGAUGCGUCAUACGCGCUGUGUCAUGGCCCGCAGGUGACACACUGUCACUAACUGCUGCCUUACACUGAAGAUGACUCAUGCUUAUCCACCCGCACCCAUCGCCACGGGGAAUAUGGGAUCAGCUGCCCAUGGCCUGCAGGCUGCCUCGUGAUGUCUUACUCUGCAUAAUUGAUUUAACUGUCUGUCAUAUUCACUCUUUACUGUCAUAGAGAAGAGAGUGAUUCAUGGAGAACUUUCAGGAAAAGAUAAUGAAGGGUUUUGAAUGGAGUUGAGAGGCCUGUUCUGUACAAGGAGGUAGGAUGAUGCUCUCAGUCCUUUGACCCCUGUGUUCUUCCCUCCUGACCUGAGCACAAGCCAGUUGUAAAUCAUUGGAUUUUGGUCACACUCUCCUUUUCCUCCUCUUUAGUCUCCGCCAACCUUCUCAAACCCCCUGUUCCCCCUUCCUCUCACAACCCUCCCCCCACUUCCUCUGUCUCCAUAGUAACCCUGCUUUUAUUUACAGAGCAAGCCAAUGCUUUAGCUCUUCAUUGUGACAAAAGGGGGGGGGGGUUUGACCACUGGUAGCACUUUGAGCUACUAAUGCAAAGUGGCCUUAGCCCCGGAAGAAAGCAGGCGGCAAGCUGGAUUUGCGUGAUGAAACCAGGCGAAGGAACCGGCCUCAAACUGUGCAAGGAUCAGAAAUGGACCUGCUGUCAGAUUUGAUUGAGGAAAUCCUCUGAUUGGCUUGGUAGUGAAGCUUUUAUUCAUUGCAGGGGUUGCUCUUUGGGCAAUUUACAUCAAUUAGAUGCUGAAGGAUACUUGAAACAGAGCAAGCAUAACCCCCAAUCAUACCAGUGACAGAGACAAUAGAAGUAUGAUUAUACAAAAUGUGACUCUGCACGCAUGUAUCGGCCUUGUGCAUUGACAGUCACAGUGCUAACACAUUUUUCUCAUGGCAAACUAAAGGAGUGGGACAUGUUUCCUCCGAGAAACUUUGUUCAUCUCUAUUGUGGUUUCUAUAGGCAGCUAUUAUGUUGCUGGUAAAUUGCUCUGUAAUCAGUAAGCAGGCCCACCCUGAUCAUACAGCAUACAAGUGAUGGAAUAGGGGCAGUAAACAGUGUGUGUCUGUUUGUGUCUCGGCGGUUGUGACUUUGAACAGAGGGGUUAAGGUUAAGAAGGAGACUUUGCUUGUUUAAAGGGGUAAUUUUCUUCUUUGUCUCUUGUUGGUUUUUAAGUCGCUGACUUUUGUUCCCACACUUUUAAGCCUCUCUCCGUCUAUCUGCGUCUUUCCAAAGAGCCACGGUCUCUAAUUAAAGUUCUCCAAGGGAUAUGAUGUAUACAUUGUUGUAAAGUGAGCGAUUUAAAAGUCCUGUUGAUAACACAAACACAGCAGUCUUACCCGCAAACACAACUUUCUCAGUGAGGACUCCGAGGCCACACAGAGUUUGGGUCCUUUUUGCUUUUUCUUAUUGCUUACAAACACCUCUUGUGAUAAAAUAACCAGAGAACAAGACGAUCCCAGAAUUCCUGAAGCAACACUCAAUUGUAUUGUGUGUUUUCACAACACAAGGACUGUGAAUAUCAUGGGACUUUUGAACCACAACAAUAUCAAGAUGAGAGAAGCCAGGAAGAGACAAAGAUUGAGGUGGGUGGAGGAGCACAACCAGUGCUCGCAAGAGAAUAAGAGGAGGGGGUGAUCUAUCCAUUUCUGAGGUCCUUGUUUCUUUUUUUUGAGGGUGUUUCUGUUCUAUGUGGUAAGAAGCUACAGUAUGGCCGCAGGGUCCACUAGCUGGAGAGUAAAUGGUGUUGAUGUUGGCUUUGAGAGGUUAGUGCUCCUAGCUCUGCUACUGUCCCUGUCAAGCACACAAGGGUCAGUCACACCUACCUGUGCAAACAGGUAGUAACAUGGGCUUAUGUGUUUUCCAGGUAUGUUUAAACUUAAUAUUGAGUAUCACCAUCCUGGUGUCCCCAGGAAUAAAUCAGACUCUAUUGUAUGAAUACAUUGGUGGAGCGUUAAAGGAAAAGGCUUGUUUCAAAUAUUGAAAAAUAUCGGGAAAAAUAGUUUUGUCUGUUCUGGCAGUGAACCUGUAACACUAUCAUUUUAAAUAUUUUGUAUCCAACUAGAUAUAAGCUCUCCUUUUCGUAAGCAUUUUACUCAAGCUAAGUUAUGUCAAUAUUAAGGGUAUAUAGAAGUGCCGGGAAGCAGCAGCCUUGUGAAAAAACUGUACUCAAACUAAAAAUCCCAGAAACAGUGCAGAUAACCAUCUGCAUUUUCAACUGCACACAAAGAAAUUCUGACAAGAGAACAUAAAUUUAGUUUCAGGUACAAACUCGUUGACCCAGACAACCAGUUUUUCUGUUUUUUUUUGUCUCCACGCCCUUGGCGUAAAAAACAACUGUUUUGGUUGCUGCAGAUUUGCAAAGACCCUGACUUAUGUGCCUGCAGCAGUCCACUUUAUCUGUGUUCAAACAUCCUUCUUGCUCUAUGCUUGUUGUUCCUCAAUCCUCUGAUCUGCUAAUGUAGCCAGAGGUCAUCAUGUAUCAGGUCAUGGGACAGCCAAAAUACCUCUCUUAACCCCCUGUACUCUGACCUGCAACGCCUCCAGAUGCAACCUCUCACCUCUCCCUGGUCAAUAUUAACUGAGCUCCAACAGCCCAGACUUCUGAAAUCUGACAAUGUGACUUUGCUUGACUGCUGGGGAUGUGAGGAUUAACUGAGCCCAGGGGCUGGCACUGGUAGUUGCAGAUGAGCUUCAACCAACGACAUCUUGGCGAACUUUGACCCCUCUUCCGUCAUCAGUCAUCGUCCAUCACUCCUUACUGACAGAGCUGCUUUUGUCUGUGUGAGGACGGAGUAGCCUCAGCUGUUUUUUCUCACUUAGUGCCAUUUUGUAAGUUGUCUGUGUUUAAGAUGAAGGUACAUGAAGUGAAACACCCUUUGUUUGCUGGAGGAAGCAGUGAUAAGAUUAAAACAGGAGAUGCACAGGGUCAAAGCUAGUUAAGAUGUCAGAAAAGCAAUCGAGAUAGGAACUUUUAGGACUAUCAAAACUACGUCAAAUCUUUGCAGUAUCUCGUAACACGGCACACAGAUCUUUUGUUUUUGUCCAUCAAGGAUCGUCAGAGAAAGCUAUAACAUUGUACACUGUUCUCAGAUGAAGACACAACAUGCUCAAUGAAGAGAUGUAGAGCACCAUUGUGUAACUCCAAUCCCCCAGUUCCCAUUGGAAAGGCCAGCCCAGUGUGUGCAUGUGUGUGUACAGUCUUUGUUGUUGUCCUGUGAAGUCAUGCAUUAGAAGAUAGCUUUAGCAGUUGCCGAGAGGAGCUUUUUCUUUCUUUCUUUCUAAUUACAGCAUGGCCUGAUCCAGCCAGAGACCAUUGUGCCCGAGUGCUGUGAAUUCCCACAAUGGAGCUGCUCAGCAGAGAACAAUGAGUCAAAUUCCUGACCGUUCCCCACAGGUUCAGAGGCUGGCUUGACAAAUAAAGACAGCAGAGUUACAGUGGCUCUGCUAUUCUACGCUCAGUAGCUUUCCCACUGGCCACCCCAGUGGGGAUAUUGGUUUGUGUUUUUGUGUGGUGUGUGUGUUUGUCCUUGUUUGUGUGUAUGUUACAGGGCAGCUCAAAUCCCACUGGGAGCACAGGGAGGGGUUGAAAAUGCAGGAGGUGAAGAGGAGGAAGCUUGUUUGGUUCUUUCUGUAGGAGGUGAAAGACUGUACGCUCAUGUCUGGUGUAAUCAAACCCCUGAGAACAAAAAGUUGGCUACCAAAGGUUGCAUUUAAAGUUCUGCAGAUUACAAUCGAUCAACCUUUUUUGAACUUUUAUAAGAUGUCAUGUACAAACCUGUUUGCUGUUCCCAUGACCUUUCCAUCAACACAAACAGAAAAGGGUCCUGAGCUCUUUUGUACGAGACAACAUCAAACGCAAUCUGCUCUGUGAGGAUGGGCUAAGAUUAUGACAGGAAUAGCUCAGCCAUUUGCAAGCAAAAGAAUUCUGUUGUUUACAUGGCCAAAAAUGUGUGCUUACACAGCCUUUAAGUAGGCUGUAGAGCUCUUGGGCCUCCAACAGGUUCUGGUUCCACUUGUUGCAUCUAGACUGGAGUACCAGGGGUCGUUGCUUUCCCAGCUGUCCAAAAAUAUCCCUGCAUGUGCACCUAUACCCCAACACCAUUGUGUUGAUAACCUGUUCUACAUAGAUUCAGUGUUUGUUGAAGAAAAGAUAGUGGGUGGUAAGUUAGACCCCACACUGAACAGCAGGUGACAAAGCGGGACGUACUGAAUAACAAAUGCUUUGUGCUUACUUUUCAGUUUGUGCGUUGAUUUGAGACUUUGGCAGAUUGUAUUUGAAUAGCUUCCUGUCUUUUAAAAACCAAAUAACAUAACUGAAAAUAUUUGUAAGUUAAAUACGUCCAGAAUUCUUGUGUGCACAAUUACUGAUCUCUUAAAUUUCUGAUGACAGUGGAGCUUCGAUGUUAGAAAGAUAGUAAUGUAAAAAGAAAGAAAACCUACAGGUGCGAGUCAGCGUAGUGGAUUGUAAGCUUGCCUCAUUAAUACAGAGGCGUAUACAUUAGGGAUGGGCGAUAAAUUAUCGUUCACAAUUUAUCGUCAGAAAAUUCCUCCACGAUAUAUAUAUGUGCGUUUCACAAUAAACGCGAUACAUCGAAAAAUGCAAGUUGAUGAUGUAAGCGCACGCGACGUACUCGCAGCCGUAGCCCACACAGAGCAGAAUAACAAACAAACAUGGCCGAAGGUUGUGAAGAAGAUGUUUCUGGGCAGGUUGUUGCUACACAAGGCUCCACAUGAAGGAUUUACUUCAAGACUGGGGUUUUCACAUUUCACUAGUUUUCUCUAUUACCUACCACUUGAAGAACUUAAAGUAAAGCAUCUUUUUUGACUACGCCAACUGGUAUCCUCAAGACAGAAUGAGUCAGAAAUAUAGAUAUGAUUUAAAAUAUUUGUUAUCAGGACUUUUAUCGUUAUCGGCAGAAUGGCAAAACUUAUCACGAUAAACUUUUUUAGCCCAUAUUGCCCAUCCCUAGUAUACAUAAACACACAUAUAUUCUGGAAUUUCUCCCUGUGGGACCAGUAAGGUAUAUCUUAUUUUAUCUCGUAUCUUAUAUAUAUGCAUGCAUGUAUACACAGACAAAAGUAACCUUUUGACCUUGAUCAAUACCCCUUACUCUCAGUCAUCCAACUUCAGUCAACUUCUAAUCACAAUGAAACUUAGCUCUGAAAGAUCUUGCAUGCAUUGGUGCUGGGUAUCUGUCUGUGCCUGUGCGACACAGUAACACCCACUCGCUCUGGUUUAAGGACAUUUGCCAAGUGGUUCACAAAGGCCAUAAAACUCCAAAGCGUUUCAUCCUGCACAGCUCUUGAAAAGCCUUCACACGGUCCUCUCUUGUGCCUCCCCUUUCACUCAAUUCACAGUAAUGUGAUACUCUAUCUCCUUUUACUGGUUACUCUAGCUUUAAUGAAAAUUGAUAGUCCCACACACCCCAGCAGCCAUUGAUUGAGGCCUAAUAAAUGUUUUAUAAGGACACCCUGCUUUCACGCAGAAGGUGUUGAGAGGGACUGAUCGCUGCAGACCUUCAUCUUGCAACCCCUUAAAUUCAAUGUGAGAGUGAAAUUCUAGUAUAUUUUGGAUCAAGGGUAGGUCUUUUUCUUUGAUACAUGGAAACACGGUUACAAUUGUUCCAGUUCAAAGCCAACGCAGAUCACAUUGAACCCUCUGAACUCUCUGAAGUGUGACUUCUAGGAAUAGAAAUGUAGGGAGAAAACACUUGCUAUUGAAUGAAUGAAUGAAAGUUAAAGCAACUUAGAGAAAAGGAGACCCCUCAUUCAUCAAGUGGCGGAUGCAGAUUUAUGGAUGAUAAUGUGUGGUAUUAGAACAACUAAGCCCUCCAAAAAGCUUUAGCAAUGUGUAAAUGGAAUUACAAAAUCCCCUUGUGUCCUUUUUUUCUUCUAGUUGGUCAAGAGAGCUGCCUCAUAGCACAGGAAAUGCCUUCUUAACACUGCAGGAAGAGGAAACUUCACUCCCUUUGUGUCAUUGUUUUUAUUUGAUUGUAUUUAGUGAUCAGCCUGCUGUUUGUGAUUGGCUUGUGUUUUUUUUUUUUUUUAAGGUUUGGGUUAAAGCCAGUAUUCAGUCUAACUCAGUUUUACAAUUUGGAGUGGAUUUCCUUGCAGACUUUUGGCCAGUCAUGGGUUAAGCUUAACAUUUUUCUAAAGCCUUUUUUUUUCUUCCUGGGAAUGAAAAAAAAAAUCGAAUGAGCCUAAAUGGACCUGACUUGUGUGAAGGCUAAUGGUUAAUAAGUUCUGAUGGAAUUUCACUUUUGAUUCAGUGGAGUUGAGUCAAGCUUUCACUGUUAUUGUCCUAUGGAUUUAAAAAUGAACUUUGAUGACAUAAUGGAAUUUUAAUGGUCUUGAAGGAAGUCCUCUGUUGGUAGUGAGGCCCAGGGACUUCCCAUACAGCACAUUCCUGCAGGUAAUAUUAUUGUGAUGUUGGUGUCUAGAGUGUACUCAAGGUCAGAGAGCAAGUUGCAUAGCUCAUUUGUAUGCUGUCCAUCAUUCCAUUUGAAUUCAACAACAUUUACUUGAUUGGGUGAACUUCGUUUCUCCAAAAUAAAAGCUUAGACGUUCAGGUUUGCUGAAUGACAAAUCUCAGUAAGUGUCAAUGUGUUGCUGAAUAUAAGGUGCACAUAUUCAUACUGCCUAUCAAGUUUUAUGUCACAAAAUACGGCUGGGUGAUAAACCGAAAAUUUACUGAAACCCAAAUUUUAUGUCAAUAACCAACGUAAUUUCGCCCAUGUCAAUAUAUUCGGUGUCAAAAUAAAUGUGUGGAUGUGUGUAGGGAGGCUAUGGUCUCAUGUCCCUUUAAGACGCUGUCCUACAUCAGAGACGUGACUCCACCCCAUCCAGUCUGUAACAAAGAGGGAAAGACAGGUGAGGAGAUGGAGGACGGUUCAAAAGUUGUAGCAGCUGAAGUUAAAGAAGUUAAUGUGGGAGGGGGUGAGCACCUUGCGAGUAGUGAACAUCCAUUUAUCAUUAUUGAGGUGAACUGCUCAGUAUAUUGUGAUAUUGGUAUUGAUAUUGGCCAUAUCACCCAGCCCUAUCACAAAGUCAAUACAAUAAUACACACACCGAUUCAAAAUCCGCUCCUCUCUGAUGCAUACUCUUUGCAACAUAAGCAACAGACUUUGUGCCACAGAAGCAUGAAGAUGCAAGGUGUAAUUCAUAACAAAAACCUCAGUGGGCAUAACCCACACCCACUCCUAUCUACAUGUCCUGCAUUCAUCUGGAUGCAGUGAUUUGGUAUUAAGUUCAGUGGGCCAAAAAACAAAGGAAACUUUCUGUUGAUUCACUAUCAAACUGAAUAUUUGCAGUUACAAGUAUGUUGUUUUCUUACAUAGUGUGUAGUGUGUGUGUCUGGGGUGCUGAUAUAGUUAAAGUGAGUGUGUCCCUCAGCUGACAGGUUCGUUAGAAAAAACAGGGCGCGGAGCCAUGUAUCUGCAGCUGCCCCCUCUCUGUGAGCUCUUUGAUGGGGAGAAAGAUGGCGUUUGCCUCUGUGCACAAACACACAGACACAUACAAAGACUCAUUAUUCUCUAUGUCAUACCAACACGACUUGAAGCUCCACUGAGGGACACCCUCGUGUAUAAGAGGGGUAUUUGUGUGGGGGUUUUUGCAACAGAAAGGUCUGUACCUCUUCAGUAUGCAGUUUCUUCAUAUGAGUGACAUUCUGGUAGGACUAAUGAAUGGAGUACUGAGCAUUGUAACAGCCCCUCUCAUUUGUUUGUGGUGUUCUUGUAAUACGAGGAGGACAUCCUUUACAGUGGCACGUUUAUUAGAAAGCCCACACCCAUUUACAUACACAUCCACUCACUAACAAAUAUAACCAUUCAUUGUUUAAUCAGCCUAACCGACUUUAAGGUUUCAACCGUUUUCCUGUUUAUGGUGUGUUUGUCUAGCAAAUACAGCAGUCACACCUGUUCUUUAUCUGCACUGUACACACACAUGUACACACUCAUGCACUCACACACACACAUGCGGACAUACAAGGACAGAAAUCCCCCCUCCCCCAAAAAGCACAAGCAGUUUAACUGAUUACCCAAAUAUUUCUGUUUUUUUUUUUAUUCAGGGAAGAAGCUUUUCAAAAUGUCUGAGUCUUUCUGUUAACCUUUUGUCCUCUUGUGUGUCCAGGUUUGGAUGACAGCUUGCAGCAGUACGUCAGCAACUUUGAGCGGGAGAAGAUCAGUGGGGAACAGCUGCUUAAGAUCACACACCAAGACCUGGAGGAGCUCGGUGUGGCUAGAAUCGGACAUCAGGAACUGGUGCUUGAGGCCGUCGAUCUGCUCUGUGCUCUGGUCAGUAGAUCCGUGCUGCAACUUUUUGUGGCUUACAUAAAUUGUGUCCAUGUACAGUGACAGUUAAAACCACUGUUAUGGGACAAGACUGUAUCUGAAGACUGAAUUUACACAUUUUGAAUUUGGACAAAGAAGAGGCGAUGUCCUGAUCGUUGUUCCGCCCUUUUGCUGCCAGCGUCCACAAUCACUCAAAACUCAGCCUGUACUUUCUGGUUGGGCAGCUGAAGGGCCCAGUGAUGCAGAAAGGCUCAUCAUUUCCCACACAGCUCAGUGGGGUGUGGAGGCACCACAACACACGCAGCAGCCUCAGGAUAUUAGGGAACAGCAAUGUCACUCUGAAACGAGCAGAGAUGGAGUCAGAGGGGCCUGAUGGUUGUUUUAGCAGUUGAGAUAGUUUGAGGCUAUGAGGGUCAGUUGAUGGUUAUCAUAAAGCAACCAGUGGUUUUUGGGUCUCUUUGAUACAUCAAAAGAAAGCUACUUCUUCUUCACACAUAAGCUAUAUUUGUCUUUUGGGUCUGGGCCCUUACAGCUGGAUCUGUCUGCUCACCUGAGCCAAUUCAAUUAUUGACCUUGUUUGGCUCUUGUUAGUCACUCUGGGAGCAAAUCAGCCGACCCUUUGUCCAUCAUCACAGCUCCCAGAAGCCAACAAGAGUGUCUCUGCUUUCAACUAGUCAACAUGAAAGAGUGAUGAAAACUGUCCAUGCUCCGACUGAAGAGAACCAUGUUUUCUGACAGAUGGGAUCAAUCUUAGAGUUUUAUCACUUCCUGUGCUAUAAAAGGCUAAGACUGUGGUCCCCUUGUUUUCAUCUGUCAGCAUUGUAGACUUCACGCUGUCUUUAAAAGUCUUGCAUUAAGUAACUAUAAAUUUCAGGUUUUUUGCCCUACAAUGAGGCUUUACUGCAUGUUCAGGUUGUAGGUUCAAAGGGUUUGCAUCAACACUGAUCUGCCAUCUUUACUCAAAGAAGCUACUUUUGAUACUUUCCUUUCAUCCUCUUUAAAAGUCCAUGAGAUGCAAGAGACACUUAUCAAUGAGGUUGCAUCUCAGUUCUUUGCCUAUUUUGCACAUGUGGAUGACAUUCAAAAAGCUGAUAUGAUAUCACCUUCAGUGAGAGUCUAAAAAUGGCAAACAUUUUGUACAACAUUACUGUGGUCUGUAAUAAGUCAAAUACACAAUAGGUUUUUGGUCUGGCAUGCAUUGUACUUAUUUUAAUACAGGACAUGCGUACAGGCCAUGCUGAGACGGAGCAGCAGCAGCUGACGACUGGCGGAGAGCAUCGAAUACAUGUGACUCUUUAUAUUUGAUGCCGUGUCCUGUUGACAAAUGUUUAAGCGUGUUGCUGGGGUUUCUACCUUUGUAUGUUAUCACUGCUCAACACUGCUUUUUUUCCUCAAAGUCUCUGUUCACGUUCGCGCAGACUGGCUCUCGCGAGACUGUUUUUCAAGGUAAAAUGUAAACAAUGUUGAUGGAUUGAAUCAUUUGGAACCGGCCUCUCUUAACAAGAACUGGUUCUCAAUUCCCAUCCUUAGCCUUUACCUUCAACUUCGAAACCUCAGCUGGGAUAUCUUAACCAAAGAUCUAGCCAGACAGUUUGCAGGUUUAACUUGAAUAAUAAUUUUGUCAUUAAUGAUUAAUUCAUCCCUUUCAAAGUGUGAGUUUGUUUAACCAUGUGUAGGUAAUGUGAGCUGGGUUUUGGCUGUCAUGAGACAGGAAAGUGUAACUUCUGACAAACACAUGAUGUGCUGAUGCGACACUAUUCUGCUUAACUUUCACCAAGUAAAACAGUUUGUAAUUUAUUUAAUCUUGAGCAAAAAACAGAGAUUAGCAGUUUAAACUCUACAUUUGAAAAGCAUCGCCUCUAGAAAAUGACACCUGGAAGCAUUUGGCACAUAUUUGCCUUUUUUGUUUUGUUUUGAUAGAUUUACUGUUGGUAGAAUAUGUGCCAUAUGGUCCAUUCAAUGCUCCAGAACCUCUUUCACUAUCAGAGUAAUCAGGCACAGAUUUUUGUUCACCCCUAGAACCUUCACAUCAAGGCAGUGAAAUCUCAAGUAGUUUUCCUGUUGAGCAGUCUCAUAAAUUUGGCCUCCAGAGUGCUUCCUCAGCAUGGUUCUGUAAUUUAAGUGAACCUCUUUCCCUGCAUGGGAACUUGGUGAUACAGUGUGUUUGUAUACACUUCAAGUCUCAGGCAGAUCAAGAUUUGGCUCAAUGUAUGACCCUCCUUCACUUUACCUUGUUGUUGUUGACUAUCAGCCAUUGUUCUGGGUCUUUCUAGUUAGGAAUGAGUCUAUGGCCUUCAACAGGCCGGUGACAGGAAGUGAGGGCCCCCAACUCAAUUAGCUUUAACUGUGACAAGGUCAGUGCUACCAACAGGUCACAGGUCACUGGCAUCCAAAACCCCCACAAGCUCCCUCUUUCCUCCCUCUUUUUUUGUUGACUGUUGGAUCAGACACUUCCAGCUGGUGCGGAAACAUUUUUUGUCACACUGUUUGAUAAUUUUCUGAGUAAAACCACUUGCAAAUGCACUUAAGAUUAUGCUUUAUGGUUGUACCUAUCGAAUGUCAUGAAUUUGAGCCGUAUGUGCAGCCUCAACCCCUAAGCCAUGAUGAAUGAUGGCCUACUAUACAACCCCAAAGCCCCAGAAAACGUCCAUGCGUGUGCCUCUCCUUCUCCCAAAAGCUAUCAAGAGCCAAUUGCUGUCUGGGGACGAAAAGGGAACAUUUCAAUUAAUUUUAUUGGACUUCUCAGAGACGUGAUGUCUUCUGCAGAGUCAAAGUUGAAAUUCAACUCUUCUCUAGUUGGUCUCAGACCCCAGUGACCCACUCAAAGAUCAGCACCACAUGACAUCCGUGCACACAGGCUGCCUGCAGCUGCCAUAAAACAUGCAGUACAUGAGCGAUCUGCAGGCCUCAUCAUGAGCUGCAGAGCUGCUGGAAAUGUAUUUUACUAAUGCCCAGGGAUGAUUAUGUCUCAAGAUAUUAUGUUACUCUAACCUCAGAUGGCACAUUAAAGGGACAAAUGCACACAGACUAAACUCACAGUCACACACGCAUAGAUACAAAAUACACACACAUGCACACACACACGCUAUAUCUACCCUUCAGGCAUGUGUAACUUUUAUAGUAAAGUUAGAUCCAAGUAAUGCCUGUGGCAAGUACAGGAAGUGCUGUGUUGUGAUAGCCGUUCUUCAUUUCUCUUCAAGGCACUUAUACCAGAAUAUAGUCCCCUCACAGAGCCUCAACUAAACAUCUUGAUUCUAGAUUCACUGAAUGUCUAUAAAAGGUACUGAAACAAUGUAAAUUUGGCUCAAGAUGCUGUUAUGAGAAUGAAAAAUUGGAUGUGACUGGAACCACUGGUUUUAGCCUCGGACAUGUUUUUUAGCUCAGCUGGCUGUGUGGGACAGAGGCUCUGUGGACAUCUGUGAGCCAGUUCGAACUGCUGUGACUGUGUGAUCAGCCUGCUAAUGAAAAAGCCAGGCGAGACGUUUGAUCUGGAAAGGGCUCACGCUGCUUUCAAAUGCCACUCUCACUGUGUAAAUGAGUGAAGGAAAAACACAACUGUUAAACGGUUUAUUUCUUUAAUCUGUUCAAUGACUGAGUGCUUGCUUAUCUUCACGGUGUUUGAAUAAUUCAUUUUAUGUUAGGCCACUUUGUGUAUUUCCAGACUUCAUUGAACUGUGUGUUUUUUAACUCAUGUUGGAGAGUUAGUAGAAUAAAAGCAGACCUUAACCACUUGCAGAUUUUCUUUAUAGUGUCUCAAACACGUGCUGGUUUACUCCUUGCAAAGCAUAUUUAGCUACUGGCCUGUCACACGUGCAGCAACAUUACUGGCAGCGAUGCAACACCAUGUAAGCUGAUAUUUACCAGGACAGAAGCCAGUCUGCUUUUUCUCUGUUUACCCUUAGCCAACACAUUAUUCAAUCAAAACAUUGCUCAAAAGUUCGAAACAGCCCUUGGUCAAGCGGUUAUCCUCAGUCUCAGACAUCCACUUUUCAAGCCAAGAAGAAAAUUGCGCAUGGUGUUGCUGCCCUGCACCCUGCAGCAGUUAAAUUCAUAGCUGGUCUGCACAGUACUUUGUAACCCUCAGAGACAUAAUACUUGACUUGCUUGACUGCAUGUCAAUAACCUAUAAAUCAAAGGAAUGCAAAAGCAGGAAACUACCCAGCCUAAAGAAUGCAGACUUUGCUCCGCUUGACUAGAAUCAGGUGAUGGCACAUGCACACCCUUCCUGCACAUGCUGGGACAAACUUGGAGACAAGUGGGGAGUUCUCAUGCUGAAACUGCACUUCAAUCAAAUACGUCAAAGAAAUGAUUGCAGCCUGUUAUUGUACAUGAUUCAACCUGCUUUUUGGGGAGUGAGUUUCUGUUGUUGUGUAAAAAGUACCUCCCAUGUCUAGAUCAUGUAAAAAGGUUGUUCAACUUGUUAAGAAGUUUGACUGACAUUGUCUCAAAUAUAAAUGUCUGUUUUUUUAUUCUUUGUUUGACUCAGUUGUCGGGAUUUUUUUUUUCCAGAACUACGGGGUUGAGACAGAUAACUUGAAAAAUCUGGUUGUGAGGAUGAGAGCUGCUACCAACAGUCUUCACAUGGCCACAUCUGAUCGUAGGAAGAGCCCUGAAUAUGACGGCAGCACUUCACGCAAGCCACCCAAUGACUUUCUUACCUCUGUGGUGGAGCUGAUCGGUGCUGCUAAAAGCCUCCUGGCUUGGCUUGACAGGUACGAUUGCAAAUGUGCACACUCUGGAUCAGACAUCAGAAUAAAAGCCUGAAAUUUAAGUUGUUUGCGCAUAUGCAUGCUGCUGGCUGAGAAAACGCUGUGCACACUGUUGAGCAGAAAUGCAGGCUCCUCUCUGCCCCACAGAUGACCUCCUCCAAAACACAAAACCCCAUAAAAGCAGAGCAUGUUUAGCAGGUCACAUAGGUUAUUAGUAACAGGGUUCCUACACAGUUGGAAUUUUCAUACCUUUCCAUACCGUAAUUUUUAGAAUAAUUUUUGGAAAUACCUACUUCUCUGUUUUAGAAAACAGAAUUUUAGAACUGUGGUAAUAGUCUGAAAACAUGAAUAUUUUUCCAUACUUAUUUUUCAUUUUCCAUACUUUUGAAGACCUAAAAAAUUAUUGAAUUUGCGUAGGAACCCUGCUGAAAAUAAGCCUUUGUUUCUGAAGCUGAAAUCACAUUAUAUUGACAUCAUGGUACAGAUUAGAGUUCUGAUAUUGAGCUGAGCACAAAGAGAGUGUUCUCCACCAAUUUAACCCACACCCACAGAGGUUGCAUUGUCAUGUUUUGGUAUGCAAACAUUAGCAGACACUGGCCCCAUUUACAUGGGUAGUUUUCCUCAAUCUGAUUGAAAUCAAUCGGAUUAAGUGAAUCUGAUUCCAUCUGUAUACAUGAACUUUAAGAAAAGAGAUCCACGUUCAGUCCGUGUUUUCAUGGCCCCAGCUGAAUCCAAUUGUAUUGUAUUGUAUCAAUGGGAAUUGUUAAUAGGAACCAUUGUUUUAGUUCUGUUUUAGAGUUGCGCACGGACGUGUUUGUGUGUGUCACCGCCGUAGUUACCAGACCGAGCAGAGUAAGGAACCCUGUGUGUUGAAGUUUAAUAAAAGUAUAAUCCAGCCGGGUUACACAGCAAGAAGUGUACGCUUCGUCAGUCGCACGAAACAACACACUUUAACACUCCACUGUCCAGUUUUUCUGUUUGUUUGCCAUGUUUGUUUUCGUCUGGGCGCGCUCUGCGUACGUCACUACGUGCCUCUUGCGUACUACCGAGCACCUGCGCAGACCGAACAAGCCUCUCUGUAAACCCAAUCUGCUCCACUCAGCCGUAUAUAUGGAGCAUGGAGCGGAUUAUCAACCGGUGUAGACUAUCUCUUACAAUCCAACCCGAAAUACAAUCAGAUUCAGUGAAUCAGAUUGGCUAAGGUGUUUAUAUGAGACAUUUUGAAUCUGAUUGACCUUUCAAUCUGAUUGUAAAUAGGAUUUUUGGACCCAUGUAUACAGGGCCACUGUUGAACAAACUGUGUAUCAUCUGACACAAUCACAUUCUCUAUAGUUUUUAAAGGACUGCAUUUUAAUCAGAUAAUGAAAAGAGGAAAAACUUCUCAAUUACACCCAGUUCACUUUAACACCACUGCAAACUUCAACCUGUGUUUCAACAGGUGGUUUAAUUGGCACCACACAGAGUGUUUUCUCUGGUGAACAUCAUGUUUUAAAAACAGGUGAAAUUGACGGCAAAGCUGUUUGUAUCACAUUAGAUCAGUGGUGGCUUCCCAUGUUUUUGUUUGAAUAGUACAAGUUCUGUAUGUUAGAAGUUGUGCAGCCAAGCAGAUGUGAUAACACUGCAGCUUUGCAGCUCAUUGCUGGAUUCUAAUCUUCUCCCUUUCCUUCUUUGUCUGCCUGCAGAACACCUCUCACAGGGAUCAGUGACUUCACUGCCACCAAGAACAAGAUCAUUCAGCUGUGCCUGGAGCUCACCACCACAGUUCAACAGGUCUGCACGCUAGUUAGUUCAACAGCACAUGUGUAGUAAGCCCAUGGGAAACCUACACACACACACAGAAACACACAAUAGUUUUUUCCACUGAGCACAUACCAACCCCAGGAGGCACAGACAUCCAGGAUAAAGUACAGUAGAAGAGUUAUAGGAAAUGUGGUCUGGCAACCAUGACACAACCCUGCAGCCAACAUUCGGAGCAUAUUAUUGCUAACACUGUUGUUUUUCUGGGGGUCCUUUUUUUUUCCUCCUGCCACCUAAUGAGGAGACCCCCUUUAGUGCCGGCCCUUUUAAUGGUAAACCUCGCCCCUGCGUUUCCAGUUUUAUAAAACCCACUGGCACUAUUGUAAAGGUGGCUGCCAACACUCUGCGUGCUGCUGUACUCCUCAGCCAUGUGGUUUCUGUUUUUGCUUCGCUAAGAUGCUCGCAGCAAGAGUCCAAACUGUCUGAAAGCACUUCCUGAGUUUUGGUUAAAAGCAGGGAUGAGGCGCAGGUCUAGAACACCGCUAGAUAGAUGGGUAACAGCUCCAACAGAGAUUCAGAACCCACCAUAGCUGUCAACUGUUUUGCAAAGGAUUGCUGUGGCAUUGCGUCAUAGUAUAAUGGGGUGUCUGCCUCUUUCCAUUUCAUGGUAAAACCCGUCUUAAAAAGGCUUAUGGUGAGCUGCCUUUUGUUCGGUAUAAAACCCAUGAGCUUGUAUGUACAUUUUGUCCCUCAUUAAAGGUUUCACCUUUGCAUAGAAAUCUGCUCUGCUUGCCCCGGUCGUGAAAGUUGCCACAGAGACUGCAGGUGUCAUUUUUGAGGGUUAUUGCAUCAAAAUAAAUUCCUUUCCCAGAGUGCCUAUUUCCCCACCAAUGUCUGGGAUUUCAGCACCUCUGGUGAUUUACUGUGGGUGUCUCGGUCAUGGUCAUCAAGGAGAAGUGGGGGUAUACAUUUCUCACACUGCCAUGUGAAGUUGGGAGUUUACGGUGUAGAAUACACUCCUGAAAGGUGCUGAAAGAGUCUUUUAAGACCGGAGUCAUUAGUUUCCUCCAACAUUUAAGCAAAGAAUAGUUUCAAAGAACCAAACAGUGGUGGAUACAACUCCUUAUUUUGGGCUAAUCCCAUCAUUUUAUUACCAUUUUGCAAAAUUUCUUUCAUAACAUGCAGGCCAAAGUAUGAGCCACUGGUUAAUAAUAAAAUAGGUUACACAGCAGUCUGCCACAGUGAUUAGUUUUAUGAUGGGGGAGGACGGCCUGAGGUUUGCCCAGCUCGUUCAUGAACUACAGCCAAGAAUCAGGGCUUUUCAGAUCACACAAUUUAUGUGUUCUGCCUGGAUGAAGCUUGUGUGUACACACACAAUGGGACACAGCCAUAAACUGUGAAUGCAUCACCCAUCUUGGCUGACCUGUCCAUUUAGAGGUCGGUCUCUUUCAACAAAUGCAUUUUUCAUCGAUCCACCAUGUCUUUCUUUCCUCACUUUUGACUCCUGCUUUGGAGAAAAAGAUGUGAAGCUGAUUUCUUUUUAUUUUGAGCAACACAGCAGCUCUAACUUAUCAGCUAUGGAUAUCACACGUUUAGGCUUCAUGAUUUACAGGCGGUCUGGAGAACACGUCUAAACUUUGUAGUCCAUCGUCUUUAUUUUACGCCUGUGUGAAAGCAGCCACCCUCGAGGUUUUUAGACAAUGCCAGCGUUCCUCUUUCUCUCUGGGCCACUCCAUUGCUUGACCAUGCAAAUCUGCUCUGUUGGCAGAUCAAAAGCCCAGAGAGCAAUACACCAAGAGUCAUCUGAUCCACACUGACUGUGGGAUCAGGUCCAUAAUGUGGGGGAUCAGCACACCCAGGGAAUUGUCCUGCAUUCUCUCUCAGGGUUGUGAUCGAGCUCUUGUUUCUGAGAGGGACUUUGGUUGUGACAAAGAACGGGGAAUCCUUCUUAAAAUGAUCCUCUAUGAUAUUUGUAGUUCCCAGUGGUACCUUCUUAGAAAAAAGCAGAAAUGUUCCAGAAUUUUUCAAGCUUGACAUAAGACGUGCCAAGCCAUGUCAGCAGUACAUAAUGAUGCUGUUUUGUUUCUAUGUAUGUAUUUUUAGCUCCCCCUUCUUGGCUCAGUCAACAGCGUAGUCAUCCAAACAUGGGCUCGUCUCUGAAAGAAAUAUGCAGUUGCAUGUGUCUACAAGCACAGCUAUAUUCUUUCUUAAACCUCUGUAUAUUCCCAGUUGAGUUUAGGAAAAAUUCGCUGUAUGGAAAGAUGGUUUUGGGACCCAUAAAUGAAACUUACUUUUUCAGCAUAUUGUUUCCAUUGGCUUUUAGGCCUUCCAAAAAAAAGGAACAUGUGGCAAAGUCACAUGUACCUUACCUCAGCACAAACAGGCUCUGAAGCUUGGCUAUAAAGUCACAUUAAAGGAGCACGUGAUGUGUUCUGCUUUAGUGUCCAGCCAUUUCUUACUUCACCGGACAUUCAUGCAAAGUCUUGUCAACGCAUACAAAUCAACAAUAUGUCAAGCCAAGUGCAUUUGAAAACAGACACUCCCCUUUAGUCCAGUGGAAUGUGCAAGCUAUGGAAAUAUGGAAAAACUUGUUCGACCCCCAUUUGCUGUCUACACAAUGGGUUUACAAAGAGUAACAGAGCUGGCUUUGUACACUGCACAUGCCUAUGCUUUUCUCUAAUACUGUCAGGACCAAAGUGUUAUUCUCCUAUCAAAAGGUUUGUGGAAAUAAGAGACACACAGGAGAAGAUUUUCAGAGCUCUGAAAUUUUGACAGAAGCAUUUCAUUUGUGUUUUGAUAAAUGAGGUGCCUUGGGCAAUGCCAGCAUUGGGUCACUUCUGUAAACAAGUCGAGCCCCCUCCCCUAAAUGCACAAGAGGCCCUUACUCCUGCUUAACCAGGGGCCCUUUCACCACCAGCAACACAGUUGUCAGGGGAGGCUGUUGCCUCAGCUGUGUCCAGUCCAGCUGCGGUCUAUGAGCGCUGUGUUUGGACACUUGGAAGGGGACGGUGGACAGUCUCCCAGCUGACUUUGCAGAUUCUAUCAGGAGUUCCUUCCCCCAGACAAGCAAGGUCAGAGCUACUGUGUCUCCCCACAAGCCCACCCACUUUAAACUGUGGGAAGCAUUGAUGCAGUGAAAACCGAAGCAUUGCUUGGAUGAGGGCUUUCUAAAUAUCAUUGCUCUUUUUUUUUUCUCUGUUGUUCCACACCAUGUCAUCUGCACAUUGUUGCUGUAUGAGUGUUGGUAUGAUAUUUACUUUUUGAUACAGUCAGCUGAACCACACAGAUCAUUAUGCAGUUAUAUCUUACCCAGAAUUAAAGCUGGAGGGUAAUUUGAAAUCUAAAGCUGUUUAUUUGUGGCCGUUCUCCAUUUUUCUCAGCUCUAUAUCUGGAAAGCUGAUUAUAUCGUAUUUCCCAAACCCCUAUACUUUUUCUGUCUUUAACCGUUGAAAAACUUCUUCCUCCUCCUCUCUGCUGUUUACUGCUCACAAGCCUAAUCUGUCAUCACUGUUUUCUCUAUAACAGGACUGCAGUGUUUACGAGAUGGAAGAGAAGAUCCUAGAAGUGGUGAGUACGCUGCAUAUCUUCUCUUUGUUACCAAUCAUGUCAACUACAUGAGUCCCUGAGGUUUCUUUACGGAGGUAAAACGUCUGUUUUAUCGUUUAGGUGAAUGCCUUUUUUUUUUCAAAACGAUUGUGUGACAUGCUAGCAGCAGAAAGGUCAGUUCUCUGAGUGAAUAGAGCCGACAGGUCUAUUGGACUGCCAGCAGAGGGGGCGGCUCUAAUACGCCCCCGCCAUCAAUCAGUGUUUCCUGUUGCUGACACUCUCCAGACCCACUGGGCUUCCUCUCGCACUGUCUCUCUCUCCCCCUCAGACAUCCUUCAGGAAAGUGGAGCGAAGGAUCUUUGUUUAUUUCUUUAUUUAAUCAAACUUAGCAUUCCCCAACUCCUGUCUGUGUUCUCAUGUUCUCCUCACAUUGUCAUCACCUCUUUUUGCUUUUCUGUGAGUGCCAUAUUUGAUUCUCCUCUACUCCAUCUUAACGACCCUCAUUAUGUCUUCUGUCAACAUAAGCUCACCCUCUCAUGGUGCGCACACCAUGUGUUUAGAAUAAAAUACAUGUCCCAGAACGGUCCCCUUUAAUGAUGAUUUUUUUUCCUGCAACAAGCAGAAGAAGAAGAAGCAGAUAGAAGAUUGGUGUGUGCAAGUUGUUUUUAGUGUAACUGGUUUGUCCAGUUAAUGGCCCACUAAUUGUACCUUUAAGCCCACUGAGCUUUGAAGUGGAAUGAACCACAGCUGUAAAAAUCUGAUUCCAGGUUCAUUUGUAGCAGGCUAACUGCAAAAACAUACAAACCUUGAGUGUUAGAGUUUUUUUUUGAGAUUUUAGCCUUUGUUGACAGGACAGGGAGACAUGAAGAGAGGGGGGAGAAUAUGCAGCACAUGGUCAGGGAUGGACUCAAACCUGCACUAUGGGGUGCGCUAACCCGCUCGGUCAUCUGCGCGCCCCAGUGUUAGAGGGUUUUUUAGAGCAAUAAAAACACUACAAGUUUAUAAGAAUCUUGUGCUUCUAUAUUGAUAAUCAAUACAUACUGUUGUGCCUUUCCCUUUGCAGUCUAGGAUUUUGAACAGCAUCUGUGAUCAGACCGUGAGAACCACCUCUGACCCCCUGAUGAGCCAGUCCGCCUGCUUGGAAGAAGUCCAGCUGACCAAUAUCAAACCAGGAGAGGGGCUGGUAAGGAAUGCUGGGAGGAUUUUUUUUGUCAUCCAUCAGUCCAAAACCCCAAAGCUGUGAUCUUUAAGGCCAGGAAUCCGUGCAAUGUGGCCUCUAGAUAAUUUUUGUAUAUCUUUCUCCCUUUGGGAAUUUGUUUUUUUACUGCGACUAUUUAAUAAAGUCCUUUUAUUUUCUCCCAGGGGAUGUACAUCAAGUCAACAUAUGAUGGGCUGCACGUCAUCACAGGAACCACAGAGCAUGUGAGUAUGACAAUAUGCUGACCACAAGAAUGCAAUCUGCCCCUUCCCCUUCUGCAAAGGACUGUUUGUGGUGCAGAUAGCCAUUUGCAGUCCUGGUUAUUAUUCUUUUUUAUGCUUUUUUAGUUGCUACUUCUUUCUUAACCCUCACAUACUGUUCAAAUCCUGUACCCUCAUAGUAUGCUCCGGAUCAAAAUUGCCCCUUCAAAGAGUUCAAAGAGCAGCUUUCUGUCACAGGAAGUUCUCUUGACUAAUAGGUCAUUUUGACCUCUGUCUAGGUGUGUCUUGUGUAUGUCUGUGUGCGUGCGUGUGUGUGUGUGUGUUUCUGUCAAGGUAAUGAUAGUUUCAUAAUGAUUUGAAUAUAUCUUUUUGAACAACAAACCUUAUAUUGAACAUGGUUGUUACUGUUUGUCACUUGUCCCACACUGCUAGAUCUAAAAUCCAUCUAAAUAGAUACGGGUCAAAUUUGACCUGUAACAGCCUUAAAGGGGAAACAUUUGUAGCACGUAAACAAAAAUACACAUGAUUAUUUUUAAAUUAAUUUCAUGUAUUUUGGGCAACUUCAGGAAAAGUCAUCAAGUUUCAGGCUUAAAAAAUGAUGUUUAGGGUAUUUUUUACUGCUGUUAAAAGUCAAAACGGGUCAAAUUUGACCCAAACAGUAUGUGAGGGUUAACUGAAGUUUGAUUUGCACUUAGUUUUGAAGAACAAACAUCUGAUUAAUAGUUUUGAAAACUCCUCAUUCUCACCCUCCUCAUCGGCUUCACACAGAGGGCACAAAGAGUUCUCUGAAAAAGUUCAGAGUUACAGGAAUUGUUUGUUUCUGAGCUCAAGUAACCAGUAAAUAUCACAAACAGCCUCCACAAAAAAGACGUCCUACCUUCCCGACACUGAGACACACAGUCAGUCAAUGACUAAUACACCAGCAUCAUUGUCACCGACGUGUCCUCGCCUCCGGUCUUUGAUGUGAAUCAGGACCUGAAUCAUCACCAAUAAUGACGGGUUUAUCCUGUUCAUCAUCCGUGUGACACACAAAACAUUUUUACGGAUAUUCAUAUACGCACUUCUCACGAUUUAAGCUUGGAGUGUUUGUUUUUAAGUUGAAAAUGUCAAAAGCAGAAAUCAGACAGAGGUAGAGGAACAGUUGCUGUUUUAAAAAAGUGGUUUAUCUAACUUAAUGCUUUACUCUUUUUGUUCUCUAGUCACCUGCAGACCUGAGCAGAAAGAUUCAUGCCGGUGACGAGGUGAUCCAGGUCAACCACCAGACAGUGGUAAGAUUUAAUCUUUGUUUGACUGAACAUGGUGUCAGUAUCAGAACAUCUUGAGUUAUUGAUAGAAUACUGUUUUUCCUAUCCUGUGAAUCAGGUGGGCUGGCAGCUGAAAAACCUGGUUGUGAAACUGAGGGAGGACCCUAAAGGUGUGGUUCUCCUCCUUAAGAAAAGGCCUACAGGCACUACAGGCUUCACCCCCGCCCCGCUCAAGAACAUGCGCUGGAAGCCCCCAGUACCACAGGUACGUACACUCACGCACACAAGCUCCCACACAUCCACCUCCAUUAUGAAAGAUCAACAAAAGCCAGUGAGUCUAGUCAUUGUCAAACAAUUAUCAGCUUUUUAGGGAGUUGGUUCCAAAAGGACAUGUUCAGACAAGCGCCAGAAGCCACCCUGAAAGCCCUGCCGGCUGAACUGAAAACAACAUUUUUGUCAUGGGUGACAUCAGAGGCAAAUAAAGUUCCAUGAUGUCAAUGAGUCUGGGAGAGAAAGCUGCAAGCCUGUUUCAUUGGAGUCUAGUUUGAUUGUAUCUGCUUUAUUAGAUGUCCAGGUGUUACAAUAGAGUGGAGACAAUAGAGCCCAUAUGAUUCAUUUGAUUUGCUUUCACUCUCUGCCUUUGCCAAGAAAAACAUCCUUAAUGCCUGCUAUCUAAAGAGAGGUCAUGGGUAGCUAAUUUAAAUCGUACUAAUCAGGUUAUGUGGCUCUAAUCCAAUUUGGUAUUAUCCUCAUGUGAACACAUUAGUCUGAACUUAGCUUUUAACCACAUCUCCCCACCUGAGUCCCCAUUUAACAGACAGGCAGACAAUAAGCCCUGUGUAAGCUAAGACUACCAAAUUUCAGACUGUGGCUUUGUCUCAUCAUGCGUAGCAUGUUUUAUAGCCUGAGAAGGCAAGAUGAGAAGAUAUCAGAUCGGAGUGGGUUUUUGAAAAGCAACAAAGCACCUCUCAACACAAAGGUGGCCAAUGUCAACAUGUCCACCAGCAUCAUGUUUUAACACGUCCUUAGAGGUAUCGGGGUUAGACAUCUCAGUUUAUCUGUGAUAAUAAGGCUCCACAAGGCACAACAGAUACAAAUCACAAACACAAUCCAGGGGUGAUUGACACUGGCUUUGUAGUGCAGCAUAAUUUGUACACAUGGGAGCCAUCUGGGGCAGGAAAGGGAGAAGACGACUCCUGAGAUCUUAGAUCCAGUGCAGUUUGUCAUUAAUACAUCACAUGUACUACACUGUGUCAUCAGAUCUAUCAUUUGAGUUUGAUCAGACCUGCAGUGUACAUUUAGUCAAGGGCACAAUGUGAUUGAGUGUUGGGAAACAUAACUGUGGUAAAUGAGUUCAGCUAAAAGUACAUGUCUCACAGGCUAUUCUGGACUUCACUGUCAGUCUUUCCGUACCUCAAACAAGAAGGUUUAUACUCGGGGAGACACACAGGCACUUAAAUGUCUCACCACAUGUGGUAGACUCCUCCCAGUAGCCAGCAAGUCAUAUUUAGUUUUAUUUUGGAUAGUAGCCAAUGACUGCAUCCAGCAGCAGCAGCGGCAGCCAAUGGCUUUAUUUAUGACCAAAAAACUAUUAAACUGUAGGAAUGCAUAGAUGAGAGGCACAUGUGUGGAAACAGAGCUAAAGGGUAUUAAUAACUGUGUGUGAAGGUGAUAGUUUCAAACUUAAAGUUGGGUUUUCUCUUUCAGAACAAUUCUUCUUUGAUCAGAGCCCAGUCCCCCUGCAGCACAGCUAAUGGACCAACCAAAAAGGAGAAGCCUGCUAUCCUGGACCUGUACAUCCCCCCUCCUCCUCCAAUGCCUUACACUCCACGGUGAGCCACCUCAUUUCAUCUGCCAAACUCAGAUUUUAUGAGCUAUAGCUUGUUCAACAAUUUAAGAUCUGAAAGAGGGAUUAUAACACAUCACUGAACAAUCCACGUACUCCAGUUCAUCUUUGCCAUAUUUUCUCUUCAUAAUGACUGAAUCCUGGAAACAAGGUCGCCCAGCCUUCCUUCCAGUAUAUUGCACAUUCUGUUCUGCUUUUCUUCUGCCCACUAAGCUCCCACCAAAGACCUUAUGCAACAGACGUUUCAUCCUCCAUCUUCAGAAGAUCACUGCACUUGUUCACUCAUUGUUUUCUAAUGAGUAAUGAACAUUUGUUUCUCCACACAGGGAGGAGAGGACAGAGUCCUUCUCCAGCAUUAGUAAAAGACCAAAGGGCUCUGAGUCACCAAACUCCUUCCUGGACCAGGAGAGCAGACGGCGCUGCACUAUCCCAGAUUAUGACAAGCUAAGUGUUGGCUGUCCCAUCGAGGCCAAUGUGAUUCAGCCAAGGAUGAGGGAGCACAAGUCCUCACGUGGUUAGUUUUUUCUCAUUCAGAAAAUCUUGUAAAAAAAAAUAAAGUAUGUUGAAAUAUUGCAGCCAUUAAACACUGGACUCUUCUUUCUAGGGAAGCCUCGGCCCCUCUCAAUGCCAGCUGACACCUGCGUGGGAAUCGUGGAUCCUUAUGCUAAGCCCUGGGCACAGGGGAGAAAAGGUAAGAGCAACCAUCUUUCACUUCCAGAUGAAUCUGCUGUUUGAUUUUCAGAUAUCAGAACAAAAGUAAUAUAUCUUAAUAUUAUAUCUGGAUUUGACCAUGUUUUAAUACAUACAAAUUAGAAAUAAUACUUCCUGCAACAAGUUCACUUUGCAAUAUUUCUCUGGUUUAUUCAUUCAAAUGAUGAUACAGAGCACUUCAGGGUGUGACUCAAAUAACCCUAACUCAUCCAAAAACCUGUACAGGAGUUCUUUUAAGAAGGUUCCCAUAUAGAAGGUACAAGACUAUCACUUGUGCCUGUCAAUGACACAAUUUGAGGUUUUACUACAGUUUUUAUAGACUAAACAACCAAAGUACAAAAAAUAAGUUGAUGAGCUUUAGGACUUUUUUUGCAGUUUGAUUUUUUGUCAGAGCUAGCUAAGCCCAUUAGCUUUGAUAAGCUAGGCUAAGCUGCUGCUGGCUCUGACAUUAAAUUUUUACUGACUGUGUUUAUAUGACUGAUGUGUCAAACAUCAAACUUUUUUUAAAAACCUUUUCUUCUUGACUUCAAUAUUAUUGUCACGCUCUUUUAACAUGUUUAUGCGAAAAACUGAUAUGAAAAAGUGCACCUACUCUCUCCCAGCAGCCGCUUGUUUGUAGCGAGACCUCAGGACAGUUCGUCACAGACUGCUAAGGGGUGAUGCAGCUCAAGGAAGAACAUUUGUGAUUAUUUCUUCAUGGAAAUGCAAUCAGACCGAGACUCUUAAGGCAGAAGAACUACCGCGUCUGAAGUGCAAAUUGAUUAACAUCGUGAUUAUUACUUCAAGGAAAUGAUAAAAUAAUGAUCGUAAAUGUUCUUACUUGAGCUGCAUCAACCCACAGCAGUCAAUGAUGGACUAGCCCGAAGUGCUAUGGCUAGGACCCUACAUGUACUUUUGAUGAAGUUAGGUGCUGCUCUGAGCAUUAUUUGUAGCUAUAGAGUGGCUUUUUGGUUGAGGUUUGUUUAUGGCUCCUCAGACUGCUGUGUAUUGCUAUCGUGCGGUCUUUACUAAAGUUGAUAUAACUAGAGAAGCAAGCGGUCGGCAACAUUCAUCUCUCGACGGGGUGUCUAACUCUGUGUUACGGUGUGUUUGAGCCUAAAUUAAUUUUAUGCCGGAAUAUCCCUUUAAAAGCUGUUAACAAGAUGACCUUUCAUUGUCUCUGUGUUGUAGGUGAGGACCUCCUGUACAGAUACCUGAGCAAUGAGAGGAUCCCUACCAUUGCAGAGGAGGUCCCCUCAGUGUCUCCUCCCUACAGGCCAGCAGGAGAACGCCAACUGGUCAGAGUGGACCACAUCAGGGGCAGCCGCUACUACUCCAACUCAGACCUCCACAACAGCGCUACCAUCCCCUACCAGGAGGACUUGAGAAAGGCCCCCGUUGCCCCCGUCUCCAAGCGCACAACAGCAGAACGCUCGCUACUGGUCAGUUGGAUCACGCGGCUUAAGCUAUUGACUCACUGAUGAUGCGCUUCCUGUCUGGGGCUUCCUGUUCCUGUCUUGUGUCCUUCCUCAGUGCCUUUGAUUUUUAACGUCCAGCUGUUUUUUGGGCAGCUCGGGCUUUCUCACACUCCUCUCUCCCCAACCUCCAUAUUUCCCUGGUGUUACUACUACUACCAACUACUACUCCACCAAACUUGCUCUUGUAGUACUCACUACAUCGUGUCAUUAUCCCUUUAACACUGCCUACAACCUCCCCUCAUCUCUGACUACAAGAACCAUCUCUGCCUCAAGAGGAUACACUUUGGCCUUGUGUGGUGUCUAAGGACUCUUCUGUACAAAUUGAGUGAUGCUAUGUUUCAGUUGAAUGACCUCUGGUACUAUAAUUUAUGCUGUUUAUUAUUUAAACUUGCCUGUUACUUCAGCUAUUCACUCUCUUUGAUUUUAUUUGUGUUUUUAAGUUAUUGAAGUACAACUAAGUGAAACAAAGAGCAUACUUAACCAGUGAAACUGUGCUUCUACAUGUUACUUUCUUCUAUUGUGAUCAGUUGGUUACAUUUCCCUCUGCCAAAGGAUGCCUCCUGUAAGCUAUGCAUAUACCGCAGAAAGAGUUUUAUAGUCACUUAAGAUGACAAUGCUGCUUUGGUUGGCAAAAGGAUGUUUAUGUCUUGUGUCUUAUCACUAGCAAAUAUUUGUGCGGGAUUAAAGGCUAUGCACUCAAGUCGGUAAACUUUUAUAUCCUGUGUUUCAGUUUACUCUGCAAUUUCCCACCUAAAUGGCCUAUACAAACAGCUGGCUGACAAUUAUACAUGGUCAUUGGGAGCCAGGGUUUGAACCUAUCUUUUAAGACUCAUGGGUUAAAUGGCCAGCUGAUGCUGUGGGGAGGGACAGAUCAAGAGACAGAAUGACAGUAUUAUUUAAGAGAAAAUACAGGGAAGUAGUGUCUACUGUUGCUUUAUCUGCCUUUUUGUACGUUUUGAAUAGUGUUUUAUUAAAAACUGCAGUUUAUUUCAGUCAUCUUUGUGUUGUCUUCAUUUUGCUUUGAGGUGUUGAAUAACUGUCGAAGUGCUGGUUUUUGGUCUUGAAAACUACAUUGCUAAAAAGUGUUCGAGUACCAGUUUACAUUCUUAAAAACGUGUUUAGCACACAUUUUCAGUGAAGGACAGCUGUAGUCACUUUUAACUGCUGGCUUGCUAACCUGCUUUGACCUUUGAGGUGAACACUGCUUCUGUUUUUUUUCAGCAUGUGGUGAAACAGGAUAGCUCAUGUCAGCUUACCUUUUCUCUGCGUCUCAGAUGGUGAUGCUUAUGUAACGAAGUCCCUCUUUGAUGAUUUUUAAAUCCCAGCUGGGGGACCAUAUGGUCAAAGCAGGUUGUCCAUCAGGGGCUCUUAUUCUUGCACAUAUGUUAUCUAUUAAACAUUUAAAUGAGAGGCUAGGAUUACUUUGCCUGACAGCUUUUGCCGUUUUUAUUGAUCUGAAGAAGUGAAUGCCUUGGAUGGGUCAGCAGCACCUUUCACCAUGGGACUGAAUAUCACCUCCUUCCUUCCUGCCUUUAUUCUCUCUAUGCAUGACUUCAAUAAUGGACUUGGGCUUCUUUUCUUAUCUCUCCUUUUCUGUUUUGCUCUGCCCCAGCUUGCCAAACUGUAGUCGCCUGCGGUCGUCACUAAUUUGCACUUUCUGAAAACCUGUGGUCUUCUUAAAUACUACCUGCUCCCUGUUUACCCGCUGCAAAGUUUGCUAACCACUAACAAGUUGUGCCUGCAUAUCACAAAGGUUGGUUAAGAAUGAUAGUCUGAUUUAUUGGUAAAUUAUGCAUGUUGUUUAAUAUUAACCAGUCACAAAUAGACAAAUAUUAACCUGGAAUGUUUACCUCUCAGUUUUUCUGAUCCCUGUCUGAGGAAGAGCCCCAUUUUGCCACUUUACAAAAUAAGCAAAUAAAAGAUGACAUAUGGAGUUUUAAAACAACGUAAUUUGGGAUCAGCAGUAAUAAGAUUUGGACUGAGUUCUCUGCAAGAAAAGAUGCUGAAGUUUUGCAUUCUUUAUUGAACAAAUUUAAGAUAAUAUUCUGGAACAAGUACAAAGUAAUAAUGAUGAGCUGUAAAGAUGAAGAGUUGGAUUUUGGGCUCUGUAAACCUGUGGUAAUCAAACCCCAGGCUGUCAGAGCAACUCCAUCAGAGUAGUUGAUUCUGUCUAAAACAUGUUAACACAUGGGUUUUUAUGUAUCACAGGGACCUGACUGGCACUCUAGCAGUGACUUCCUCAACCGGUGAGUGUCUUUUCCCUUCACACAAAUGUGUACAUAAAGUUACCAACACAUAAGUUACCAACACAUACACAGUGUUACAUAGUCCAUAGGCCAGAACAGUAACUUAAGACCGGGGCGGGUCCAGUUUUCCUACAGGGAGUGCCAGCUAGCUGGACAUGGAAUCUUUUUAGCACAGUAGGUCCAUGAGUGGGUUGUUUUCCUGAUUAGUUGAAAUAUGUCAGAGUUGUCAAGCUUUAGACACAGAGAGAGUCAAACGGAUGCUGACAGUUGAAGCAUAAAAAGCAGAGUUAGCUUUGAAGCAUGGUGGUACAAGAGUUCUUUAAUUUCAGGAUGUGAAGUUACAGUUGAAUUUUGCGUCUGACAACUCUGUCUCACAAAAGAAAUAAAAAUAAAAUAAUAAAUAUAUUAUAAUAUUCAAUCUAAAUACAACAAAGAAUCUUUAAUAUGUGUGGGGCAGAGUUAGAAAACACUUAAAACAUCCUUGCUUUUAGGCCUAAAUAUAUCACUUGAAGUUUUCAGACCGAAUCAUUGCAGUUUCAUAAAACUCCCACAAUACCUUUCUAUGGAAACAGAGCACACCGGCUAUUUCACCGAAAAGGCAAAUGAAUUUAAACCUUAUUGUAAAAUGCCUCAAUAAGUUUCUCUGGUUUUGACUCAUCUCUCUGCUAUCUUUGAGUUUGAACGCUGCCCACACACCACCAGAGUGUAUUCUUCGCCAUCCACCUCCAAGACACCUUCACAUACUGAAGCAUCUUUAGAAAUGUCACAGUUAUGACGAAUCUUGAUUCUUCUUCACUUCGAACCAUAAAUAACCACUUCCCACUGUAAAAUGUGACGACUUCUGAGAAUUUCUCUUCAUCUGUCUCGUCAUCCAUGGCCCCUGUGUCUCUACUGGUCUUGGAUUCAGGGCCUUGGGGGGGUGUGACUCCACACAUUAGCAGUGGGAUCGGUGACUAAAUGCUUGGCACAAUACCACCACCCUCUGUGGCAGUUCUAUUCUAGGAACCACACAGAAGCACUCUGCAUCCGGUUUGUUGCACGCUUAAUCAUAACACAUCACUCCCAGUUAGGAUGUAUAAGGAGAUGCUUUAGUAAUUCAGCUAAGCAGGAGACUCACAGCCAGUGGAGAUUAAGAAAACGUGACAGGUAAUAAAGCAUGACAGUGAAUACAAUUGAGUGUCAUACUUUUUCAAUCCAUAAAAUUUAAAGCUGGACCAAUUCUGUUUUUACUUUCAUUUUUUAACAACAAUCCUACUCUGAAGGAUUGAGUCCAUUCUAUGUAGGAAGCAUUUUAACUAGAACAGAAACUUCUUACGCAAAGUGGUACUUCAAGGAGGAGACAAAGAUGUGAAAAUUUAUGGAUGACAGGAAAAAAGGCAGGAAAAACUAGCCAGAGACAGUUUGGGCCCAUGAAAUUGCAGGGUGAGGCCUGGCUGAGGUAAAUUGAGUAUUUUAAGCUUUGGGAACUGUCUUGUCUAACCAUGUUACUGUGACUGGUAGCCAAAUGUAUUAUCAGAACUGCUGCCUCUGACUUAAUGCCAACCCUAAAACAGAGGCUGCUUUGUGCAGACUGUAUUAAAGUUGGCUGGAUUUGAAUAUAGAUAAAGAUUGUGAAUGAGCUAAGAGGCAAUGAGUAGGUUUUGGGAUUUUUUUAAGGGAUACUGUUGACUGACCUGAAGUAUGAGGAUUAGAAAUGACUCGUUGGUGUACAAGCUGAUUUUACAACAAAGGACUUGAGCUUUACUGAUUUCUUUCCAGCUAUUAAGUGUUUAAUGUCCUUGUUUCUUACAGGUAUAAUCAACCACAAAUAAGAUCCUGGUCCUUUUCUCAAGCAGUAAGUAUAAUGUGUUGGGUUUGUAUAUUAAGAAAAAAAAGAUAAAAUGAUAUAAAUCCUACUAAUACAGAGCAAAAAGAAAGAAUGAUAUGUGCAGGUGCAGCAUGCGGUCACACACACACAAUAUAUCCACUGGUAUUUGGAGACAAGUAAGUGACUUCACUGCAUGUAAGGAUUGCAGUUGAGCUGUGGUUGGCAGGAGGCGUUUGAAUAUAAAACAUUAUUUACAGACUUAUGUCAUUUUACACAAUGACAAGACAACAGGUACCUAGGUAGGGUCUCCUGACUCAAAAAUGAAUUUCUUUUACUAAUACUAGCUGCUAGUUAGUAAGUCACCACUUCAUCCGCAUAAAAUGAAUGGCCUUAAAAUUUGGAGAAGAUGUUGAAAUUCAUCCCUUAGAAUAAAUGUGCUGAUUUGGUUAUGUCAUAGCUUUCCUCUCACAAUGUCACCAGGUUGAUAAUUCUUUUGGUAUCUUGUACUGCAGGCCUAGCUUUUACUUCAGAUGUUAGCAUUAUUAAUCAUUAAACUACAAUGUCAAGGAUCAUGAACAAAAAAAAAAAAUGCUAAAAAGCCACAGAUCUUCACUUUAGUAUUAGCUUCCGGCUGAAGCAUUUCCUAUAAACUCUGAUUCUUCAUUGAGUGGAUUUAUGAUCUCUUAGCUAAAGCAGAGGUGGAAAUUAAAUGACUAGAGGGGUAAACCCAGGACUCUUUGCUGUGUUUGUAUGCACACACACCCACACUAACACAUAAAGGAACUGCAGGGCCAUGAGUUACAGUCAGUCCUUUAUCAGCACAUACACCUCCACAGGGGUCAGAUAGAUUAGGUCCACAGUCAGUAUUGGCAUUGGAACAAAUCACAUUUGUUCAGAUUUAUGGUCCAUUGUGACUUGUUGUUGCACCACACAAGAAAACCUUGACCCUGCUGUAAAGAUACUGUAAACACAUAGGAUAGAAGGAGUAAUACAAGGACACAUUUGGUAUUUUACUGCUUUUUGUUUUGGUUGGUGGCUGAAAUUUGACUUGUUCAAUAUCUGCUGCACACAAGUAAAUAAAUUUAACAGGCACAUGCAGCAGGCUCUGAAUUAAGUGCCAGAAGCAGCUAAGCAGUCACUGCUGCUGGUAAGCAAAAGGGCAUGCAGUGCAAUCAAACAGAGCAAGCUAAAAUUUGAUAUCAUUUCCAGCCCUGCACCCUUCCCCCCUUCACUCUGUGUGAGAUUCCCCUGUCGAAUAAUAGCCACUCUGUUUGCUCCCUCUCUCAUGUGUCCCCCUCACACACAGACACACACACAGUUUCUGAGUUGGGGGGGGGUGGCAUGAACUAAGUGCCGUGGCAAUUCUCAGCAUGGAUCAUGAUGGGAGAUUGAGUGUUACAAUGGUGUGACCAAUCUGCAUUCCAGUGAAUCCUUCAGGCCUUUGACACGAGUUGCAGGCUAGAUUACCUCACUUCCACCCAAACAUAGCUUCGGCAAAGUGUCCCUUUAAAUUACCCCAAAGUGGCAUGCUGAGACCAUUUCUCUCAAUAUAGCAAUGAGAAGAGUGUGAGCUGUGUUGAAACCUUUAUCGAAGUCAAUGCGACUAAUUGAAACAUUAACCGAGUCUGGGAGUAACCUGCGAAAGUUAUUUGAUAUGGAUGACAAAGUUACGUUUACAAAUGCAAUGGGGGCAGGAGGAAACUACAGUGUGAGAAUGUGGGAGAUAUAAGAAAGAGGGUUCUUCAUAGUCCCUUCAUUCCACUCGCUUAAGACAAUAGCAAGUGGAGAGAGAAGAGGCCCCUGCCUAUUAAAGCAGAAAUGAAAUGGAGACUAUAAUAACGCAGGACUUAGGAAUGUGUCUGCUGGUUUGCCACCAUCCCUAUACAGGCCAACAAAGACCAGAACACCCAAGUGUCUGCAGAGAUACAGCUCAGGCUGUGAUGUUAUGGCUACAAAAUUUGCUUCUCAGGGAGACAGUGAAGGUUGUUGAUAGCAAGGUUGCAGGACUGGGUUACAUGAAACCCUUAUAUUUGUCCUUCUGCCAGGAAAAUAUCAUAAUGUAAUUUGUGAAUUUGUCUGAAAGCAUCAAGGGGAGGAUAUUCUGAAGCGCUCAUCUAGUUUGGCCGGACAAUAACACUUUUCCCAUUUUUUAUUUUUAAAUAAAAUUAUACUUAUUCAGCUGCACUAGUUUGGGUUGGUCUGUGAUAAAACUUUGAGCUAAUUUACAACUUAUUUUAACACAGGAGCCUUGUCUUGUCAAAAUUGCCUCUAAGUGACUGAAUGGUAUUAGCCAUAAGUAAGUUGUUUGAGCACAACUAUAACAGGCUGCUUAAAGACAGUGAGUUUAAAAAAAUGCACUGGAAUAAUUCCUCUCUUCCUGAAAGCUGUUGUGUCAUUUGUAUGGUGGCGUUUAGGGUUGUUAUAUAGUGAAAACAUAGCGACGCCCAGUGGUCAUACGGUGAAACUGCAACCGAAACGAGGCAACAAUGACUCCUAAAUUGUUGCAGCAUUUGAAAGAGACAAAAUUACAAUGCCUGUCCCAUUUUCUUCACCUCACGCUGGUUUAUAGUUUUAGAUAUGGAGAAAAAGGGUUACUACUCCCAAACAUGAUCUGUAUCUACUCGCCUGAACUCGACCGUCCUCUCUCUGAAUUUCUCCUUUGUCUUUUUCUGACAUGUGCGCCACGGUUUGGUCAGACUUGGAGCAGAAAUGUCGAGUUCACUUGCUUUCAGUGAAGUUGUGGUGGAAGGUAGGCGACAGUCAAAUGUCAGUAGUAUCUUUAUUAACAACCUCCUUGGUUAUCUAAAAUUCAAAUCAGUUUUGUAGUAGGCGGUGAUUUUGGAGCAAAACACAACUCAGAGCGUUUGACAUUAUUAUUUCUACCCAGGAAGGACUGAAACAUAAUCUCUCAAAGUUUUUUUAUUUUAAUUGAUCUGUUUAAUAGACAUCUUAAGAUAAACAAGAUUUUUAACUUGCAUUUUAAAAUCACCCAGGACGUUUGAGGGUUGGACUUCACUUUUAACUUUUUAUGUCUCAAACGUCAACACAGGCCUUCAUGCGUGUUCAAAUUCAGUAAAAAUAGUUGAAGCUUUCACUGUUAGGAUAAGUAUCUGCUCAUUUGUAUCCUUUUUUUGUUUUGUUUUUUAACAAGAUCAGACUUUAUCAUACUUUGUGCAGAAACCAAAAUUUGUCCCUAAAGUAAUACCCUAAAGCAAAACUACUAACUCCUGACCCUAUAUAGUUUUUGUUUCCUUAAAGGUACUAAUGGAAAAAGGUAGUAUGAGCUGAUUUGGUAUUAGCCUUAUAAAAAUAAAAGCCCUGUGUGGAUUUAAUGUGGUUCAAAAGAACAUUCAAACAUGUUCUGUAAGUCAGCAAAUGUUUAUGUUUUGUAUAAAUGUCAUUUCUUAUGACCACGCUUAACCUUUUAGUCCUGAUGAAAAAAAAAUACAGGAACUUAGUUAACACACACCCCUACAGCCAGGCUUGCUCUGUGGUUUCUGUGGUGCUCAUCAUACAUCCUCACACACAUACAAUUCAUCCGGAAAACACGAAAUGAUACAGUUUCUGUUAUGCAAGACAGACACUUAAGCGCGCACACAAACAGUAGCAUUUUAGAUGGUUGCUGUCAUUGUGUGAGGUUUAAAAGAAGACGCUCAAAUCAAGCUAAGGAGUUUGGACUUGAGGUAAACGUGUGGAGUUUUACAGAAUCAGGUAUGAGUCUUCUUCUCGCUUUUUGUAGUUGUUGGCCGCAGACUUUUCUAGGUUGAGUUUGGGGGGAGUGGUAAAGUGCAUACAGCAGUAGCAGGAUACGACCCUAAGACCCUUUGACCACACAGCCACCUGUUAUUUGUGGGGUGUUUGUCAUGACACAUUUAAGGUUGUAUGAUGUCAAGUUUAUGUAGGCUAAUGAAAACACUGUGGGGUUGAUAAAAAUCCACAAGGUUGUUUUAGAUUCUCUGUUAAGUUAUUUUCAAUAUUUAGACCUCAAAAGGCUUCCAGUGAUAAAAAUCUAGAAAUGUCUAAUUGUCAAUGCUAUUUUCACGGUUUCUCUGUGGUGGUUUCGUCCCUUUACAAAAAAGGAACUGAGCAGGGGAAGUUGGUCAAUCAUGCUGGCUUGGAUGUCUCAAAAUCUUCUUUGUCAUUGCUCAUAUAUGCUAGCCUAAAUAAUUGCAAAACACAUUUUUGUCCUUUUGCUUAACACUACUUAAAGUUUUCCCUUGAGAUGUGAUACUUCAGUGAGGUCUUUUUCUGUUUUUAGUAGUUUGAGGUCGAGUUUGUUGGGCAUGUGUCAUAUAUAGAAAUGCUGACUAUUGUGAACAGUCAGUCAAACUUGUGAUAGGAACCACUUUUUAGUCAUUUGACAUAAUUUCCUGUCCCAGCUUCCUUCUCCAUCGAAAGGAAAAUCUUCAUGCUCUCUACUUGUUUGUGUUAUUGUUCUACCCAACAAAAAAAGAAAAAAAAGUUCUACUUUCUGUGUUGUUUGCCCAUGACGUCACUUUCCCUUGUACUGGAGCAAAAAAAGUAUUUUGUUUGUUUGUUUUUAUUUCUGUUUUGCAUAUCUAUCUCCUGGUUAGUAGCAUACAAAUGUUUACCUUUAUAUCUUAAGGUAUCCCUAUCUUCUGUUCUCUCUUAACAGGCUGCCUUCCCCAUAUCUGUGCCCCCUUCUAUGGCUGCUGAUGACUACAACCCUGUAAGUCUCCUUCCCUUUUUGAUUGUGACAUUUACUCAGGCUGACCUUGCCUUGUUUUUCGCAACUAAUGAAAUCCCCACUUAUUUAAUCUUUGAACUCCUUCUUUUAGUAUUUUUUAUAUCAAUGUUGAAUAUUUAUAGCGACAAAGGCUUAUGCUAUAUCAGGGGGUAAGUUUGUUUUUCUAUCAGCAAUUCAUUUUAGUCUAUGAAGGACUGAAAACUGCCAAAGUGAUUAAAAGAAAGGACAACCUGUAAAACUGAGAGCCAGGUCAUAGAUGGAGAUUUUAGAGAGAGUGGGUGUAUUGAUUUAUGUGGGUGGGGUUGGGGGGCAGACAAAAUGCAUGCGACACGUGUGUGAAACAGGAUGCUACACACAGACGCAUAUUUGCAGUUGUGGCGUUUCAGCCUACAAAUGUGUCUCGUGAUUCUCUGAUUUAACAUUUGCGCCAUUUGCUUUCCUCACAAAGGUCUCCCUGCGACACAAGUCCAAGAAGAAGAGCCGAGGAGGUAAGAUGUUGCCCAUGAGCCUUCAUCUCUUUUUCUCCUUGGGUGCCCUCAGCUGUAAUUUGGACCUUUUGUAGGCGUGUGCAAAGAGUCAGGGCAAUUGGUGUGGGCAGAGGGCUUUCAGACAUCGCUCAGCCACUUUCACUUCAGUUUGUCUAUUUUAGUUCUCUGUACACGUGUCACGGAUUCUUCUUAUUCCUCUCUUUAGAUCAGUGGAAAAAUUUGUGUUGUGACCUCUGGCUGGUUUACUAUUGGAAUAGGUGGGCUGAAAAUGGCUGUGGCACACUGGAAAUGACUGUCAUGUCAGCGUUAUUUUGAAAGUUCAAUAAGUUAUUGACUGAAUGCAGUGGCCCGCUUUGUACUCUAAUGGAAAUGUUUUGGUCAUUCACUUCAGUAUUUUAGCCUCUGCAACUUUUUGCUUCCUCUAGCACUUAGCUGUGACUUCAUUUACGCGUGUUUUCUACAUGCAGGCAAUGGUACAAUGAGCAGGAGAAGGAUCUCUGUCAAAGAGCUGGGCCAGCCAGACCACCAGGGUUGGCUUUACAGGAAGAAAGAGGGAAAAGGCUUCCUCGGUAUCAAAUGGAAGAAGUACUGGUUUGUGCUGAAGAAGACAGCUCUGUACUGGUACGCCAACCAACUGGUGAGUGAAUACUCUCUUUCUUUGCAAAGGACACAUGUUUAGAUGGUGGACUCAAAGCUCUAGCUUCACGAACCAUGAAUCACAAAGAUUUAUUAAACAAACACCGAAUUAGGUUCAGUUCCUGUAUUUUUCUUAUCUUCACACAGGUUUGUUUUUAUAACUACAAGCAAGUUUGGUAGUGUGUUAUUUUGGGGCAACAUUUUAUAUCAACCAAGUUAAUGAUUGCUGAGAUACUGUGUAAAAAUGUAAUGCAAUUUCAGGACAAACAGAAGUAAUUUCAAAUAUCCUGUGCAGCAGAUAUAUUUAUAGCUUUGAUUUAACUACAGCUGCUCCAGAGCUUGGUAGUGAAGGAAUAUGUUACACUGCGCAGUUAUGGCUCUGUAUGUUUAGUGAUUCAUUUUAAUACACCGCGCUGAAGGGUGUUUAAGGAACAUGUUGGUUUUGAGUAUUUGUUUUUGUUUUUAUACAGUCUGGAAAAAGACCAUAUCUUAAAGUUUCUUUUGAGCUGUAUGAUUAAUUUCAAAGAUCAAAUAGCAAAACUUCUGUUGCAUUUUCUUCAAACAAAAAUUGCUCACCAAGUCAGACCCAUUCACUGUAUUGGUAUGCUACUGAUUAUGACUCAGUUCACUUGUGGUUUAAAUCCAGUUGCUUUCAGAUUACAUUGAUUUUUAUUUGGGUUGAUUUGUUUUUUUAUCUGUACAAUAGCUGAAUAUCAAUGUGAAAUGGAGUGGAAUUCUCAUCACAUCUUCUCAUCUCAUUGCCUAUCACAUUUACACUUUCACACAUUUGUUCACACUCUAAUGGCAGAGUUUGCAGUUCUAGUUUCAUCUGCCUAACCAGGUCUCUCAAAAUAAGUUCAUAUUUUCAUUCCCUGAUUACUAUGCUUUCAGUUUGGGGUUCAGUGUCUCUUUUGCUAGCUUGAAGCGAACCUAAUAAAAGCUUUGACAAGAAUGCCCUUUGUUACUUAUCACAAAUGUACUUAUUGAGUCUCUGACACUGAUGCAGUGUGACUGCAGGCUGCAGAUGAGUCAUUCUCGUCUCUGCCACAGCUGUCUCCCUGCCAGUCUGUCUCUCCAGCAACCACCAAGCAGCGUCACUGUGUUUCCUGAAUGUGCCAGUGUCAGUGACGGCCCGUCAUAUUUUAACACACAUUGGAACUGUCAUGCUCGAUUUACUGGCAUGAUGACUUCAAUCAUGUCUACUGUAUGUCACCACUGCAUGAGGAAAUAGCAGAAGUAGCAUGCUGCAAUUCAGCUGCAGGUGUCAUUGUCAGGAAGUGGUUUGAAAGGAUCAGUUUGUUAAGCGUUCAAUGUGUGUGUUGCAGGCAGAAAAGGCUGAAGGCUACAUUGACCUCACCAACUUCAUGAUUGACAGAGCCAUAGAGUGCAAGAAGAAACAGUAAGUUUAUAGUAACACUCAUCUCACUUUGAAGUGAAACCUCAUCAGGUAGCACGUACUACCAAAUUUUAAAAGGCACUGUCAUGAGACCUGAAAAAGUUUCAAUUAAAGUGUAAAUUACUGUGUUGCUUUUUUUGUGUGCUCAUUUUUUUCUCUCUUACCCAGUGCGUUCAAAGCCUGCCACCCACACGUCAUGAUGUUUUAUUUUGCUGCUGAGAGUCAUGAAGAGAUGAAUUUGUAAGUCACAUAACAGUAUAAAAUAGUGUCUAUUUCUCAAAGAAUUUUUUAAAUGUUUUGCCUUUUUUGUCGUGUUUCAAGUUGAAAACUCUUUAUUUUAGAUGGUUGAAUAAGCUUGGACUGGCCUCCAUUCAGUAUGAGCCAACAGACCCAAACACUACAGCUGGUGAGCUCCUUUUGAAAAUCAGACAUGUUUUUUUUUUGUUACUGGUUAUGGAAUUGGAAAAAACACUGCGGGUAUCUGGGGAUUUGAUGGAUUCUGAUUUUUGUGUUUUUGUGUUCGUGCCUCUGCAGAGUGUUACAGUGAAGCCAGUGACCAUGAAGAGGCAGAAAGCACAGAGAUUCCCCCACCACCAUACUCAGAACAAACCCUGCGGGCCUCUGUGGAUACAUCUGAUCCACCUGGUAGCACACAUCAGGUUAGUCUUGUCUCUAGCUCCAGACAUGUUACACUGCUCCAGAAGUCACUACAAUACCAGAGGCCAACAUUCAUCCAGUGUUGUGAUUACUUAAGUAUAUGUAGUAAGUGAGUGCCAGCCAAUGUGAGAAAAUAAAGAAAUAAAAGAGAAAAUAAAAACAUGGUUGACUUUUUUUCCACAUGAAUAAAAUAAAACAACAUUAAAGUUGUCAGUGUUGUAUUUGUCUUUCAGGGAACCCUUCCUCCCCCUUACUCCUCCGCAGUCCCCAGCGAAGCAAACGGUUCCCUCUCCUCCCCUGUCAGCACCAUGACCUCACAGAGCUCCUCCUCCUCGCUAGCCAAACACAGACAGUCUUGGAUGGACCUGGUCUCGCAGGCGUCACCUCCCGCAGGAGAAACAGCAGUGGUGUGCUCAGUUCAAGUACACACACAUCAGCCUUCACAAGAAGAGACAGAAGAAGAGGAUAAUUCUGAGGCAUUGGAGAGCUCAUCCCACCAGGAUGAAGGUCUAACUGUGGAGAGGGAGGAAGCACAGGGGGUCAUUCCAGGGGCCGAGGAAGAAGGUGACACUUUGUUUUGUGACUUUUGUACUUCUUCAAUAACUAUCUUGCCUUAUCCCCAAAUAUGAAAGGUGUUCGAUCAGGUUGAUUUUUGAGGAAACUUUAGUCUGAGUACUUUUUGUGAUUUUGGUGUUUAUGGUGCGAUACCUGUGUUGCAGUGCAUGAUGGGAACAGCAGAGAUGAAAUGGAGAAGCUGUAUAUUCAUCUAAAAGAGGCCAGCCUUUCACCAAUAGGGGAUCGUAAACCAUCCACGAAAAGGGAGUUCAGAGCCUCGUUUAUUAAACGCUGUAAAAACCAAACUGUCAAUGACAGACUGCACCUUAUCAGGACUCUCAACAGCACUUUAAAGGUACAUUUUCCAGAUCACACAGACCAUUUUCAACUUUUUAUACUGUUCUUACCUUUGACUGAUCUCAAAAAAUUCCUGCGUAGUUAGAAUGUUUUUACUAAUUUUCCCCAUUUUCCUUGUCUUUCUCUGUCACAGUCAAAAGAGGCAGACCUACAGGCGAUAGAGCAGGUGCUGUCAGACCCGGAGCUGACCUCAGGCAAGUUCAGAGAAUGGAAGGAGGCCAACGCACCUCUGGUGCAGGAGAUUUGUGUCAAACAGGACCAGCAGGGGGCAUCAGAAGUCACAAAAGCUGCAGCACCAGACAUUGCUGCUCCAGUGGCAGAGACCAGUUUAUAAAAACUCUUUAAUGCUGUUUCUCAUGUGAUCUGGACUUAAAUAACAUCAACCUUUCAUAUUUUGAACACACACACACACACACACACACACACACACACACACACACACACACACACACACACACACACACACACACACACACACACACACACACACACACACACACACACACACAGAGUUAAGACUACUGUUAUGAAUCAGUGGUUUUAAAUUUCGGUUCAUCAAGUAUCUGGAUCAAUGAAGUGUAUAAGGUUUCUUAGAGAGUAUGGCCAACACAUACUGUGAUAAGCAGAUCACAUAAAAAUGUGAAAUGAACUGUAGUAUUUUUUCAGUCGACGUAGAUGUAAGAAUAGCCAGUUUUACACUUCUACCGUUUUUUUUUUUUUUUUUUUUUUGUAAUUGUGAACCUGUGUAUAUUGUUUUAUAUUUUAAUUUUUGGAGUACAUUUAAAUGAUGGAUUUCAUUUCCCUGCAUUAAAACACUUGUUUUAACAGUAUGUUUUGUCUACUUGUGUACUUUUCAAAGUUAACAAGUUUUAACAUUUUUUAUUCAAUUAUUGGUGCCAUGCACCUUCACUGUCUGUUACAUGUGCUUUCAAUAACUUGUUUGAAUAUGUGUAUUAUGUCCUUUGAAAUUAUAUUGUCAUUUACCCAACAUCAAGAUUUUACAGGCAGAACAGCAGCAGCUGCACUAACUGAAUGUUGGCUACAGAUCAUGAUAUUUUAAUUUGAUUUUGAUUUUCAGGCGUCAGAUCAAUUUCAGUGCAGUGUAAUUCCAUGUCAUACAGAACAGUUUGCCUUGUUUCCCCUUGUUUCAACAGGAAUGCUUAAACUGUGAAUUGUACUGGACAGAGCCAAAUUAAUGAAGAAUUUUAAUCUCA
Messenger RNA from Xyrichtys novacula (pearly razorfish), 46014 nucleotides. The record is from the annotation of a GenBank genome assembly. NCBI's taxonomy places the organism in Eukaryota, Metazoa, Chordata, Actinopteri, Labriformes, Labridae.